AUGCUUUAUACUGUAACAGAAGCAGUACCAUCGUUCACUGAAGAGCCAUCGAAUCCUUCACGUGUUAAUGAAGGGGACAACAUAACUCUUCGUUGGACUUACAACAUUGAUGGCACCUUUCGAGAUUCAACUUUCACACGUGCGGGCGCUACCAUAGCACUGAAAGAUAGCAGCGGCUUGGCCGUGGCUGCAGAAUUCUCAGACCAUGUACAAGUGAUUAUAUUAGACAGUGAAGCAGCGUUAACACUCCUUCAUGUGAAUAGAUCAGACGAUGAAGAGUAUCGAUACUUCAUUCGGAAUACUGCUUUGAGGGCAACAACAAGUGUUGUCAACGUCUUUGUGCAGUGUAAGUAGACAAUAAGACAACAACUACCAUUCUGUGUUCUUAUGCGUAUUCUUGCCAUUUAUAUGCAUCCUCCCUUCCCCUCUCCUUCCCGGUGGCCAAGAUUUUCUAAGGAGGUAGCUUAUACGAAAUAGAAAUAUGGAAUUUCGUAUGGUUGUAGGACUGAAAGCAAGAUGAAGGGAUAGAGGAGAAAUGUAAAUAUCACAAGAUUACCAAAGUAAUUACUUGUCUUUUACCUCGCGAAGCUUUAUAGGAAAAGGACCGAUAGAAGGAAUAAAGGCCAAAAAAGGGCCAAGUGAGAUGUACCAAAAAGACCAUAAAAUGUUCUCUUACCUUGAUUUUCACUUAUAUUUUGAAGUUAGUAAUCCACAUCACCUCCAUAUUCUAUUUAAAGUACUUCUGCUGUCAAAACUCAUGGCCAAAAUAAUUUCUUGAUCACUAAAUCGGUCACAAAGAAAUUGUUCCAGCUUUGUCCUGUCAUGGUUUUCUUGCUAGGCAAUUGCAAACACCAACCAAACCAAUAGAAUAUGUGAAAUGAUGUCUCACUUUUGGUUAAUUAAGUGAUCCUCAUACAAGGUAAAUUUCAACAAAUUUAUAAACCUCGCUUCAAGAGGAAUUUAUUUACACAUUAUAUGUACAAGGCCAAAUAGAAAACAGGCCUCAUGAAGCAGGUGCUCUCACAUUUUCAGUGGGCUGAAAGUAAACAAAUGAAUGCGCAGCAGUGUUGUUGCAAGGUUUGAAUUACUAUUUCUUUGUUCUUUAAAGUGGUAAUACGACGUAAAUUUGGAAGUCCUUUUUUUCUUUGGUUAUGGAAAGAAGACGUACUAAUAUAGUAACCAUGCCGAUGUUUUUGCUCAAAAUUCACACAAGAAGUCCGAUUAUUUUGAAAAAAAAAACAUUGGCUUUCGCUGUCUACCAUUACGUGAGCCGCAAAAUGACCAGGAGCAAAAAAGGGUUGGGACUAACUUGAACGACCAGGAAGUGACUUCAGACUCGCAUCAAUCCAAAAUCUCGUGGUUGAUUUCCUCUGCAGUCUAUGAGAGAUGUGAGAGAUCACCCUGUUGUUGAAUUUAUAACUUUAAAAUGUCUCCACGCCAGUGUGUAGUGCAAGAUUCUGAUCUUCGUUUGACUGGGACUGGUAACAUAGGAGAGUAAACGUGCUUCGCCGAGCUCCCUCCCUUUAUAGUUUUUUUUUAAUGCUGGGCAAACGCAAAACCGGUCAAAAGCUUCCAAAGAUUCUUUGCCAUCUCCAGAUAAAAAAAAAAUCGAAAGACGAAGGAAAGGCACCCUCAACUGCAUCGGAGACUGACGAAGUGUUCGAAGCUUUAGAAAUGGCCGAAGGUAUAGGGUCGAAGCUUGAAGCUGUACUUAAAAAAAUUAGAAAAGCUUCAUACUAUUGAAAGCCGCUUGAGCCAGAUGUACACAACACUAGCAAGUACUGAAGAAAAUGUAAGCAGGCUGGAUUCGGAUGUCGAAGAUCUGAAAACAAAGUCCAUACAGCUUGGCUCAACAGUCAAUGAAUUGAAAGAAAGCAUCCGAUUUAAUGAGGAGAACAUAUCCGACUUAAAACUUGAAAACCAAAAGCUACAACAGGAUGUCUGCGAGCUCCAGAAACAACUUCUUUACAUGGAGACUUACUCAAGGAGUGAAAAUGUAAAAUUUGUGGGGCUACUAGAAGAGCAAGUUGACCACAUGAAUGGUGGUGACGAAGAUCACAAUGGCGCGCAAGCAAAAAUAGAAGAUACAAGAGGGAUUAUCUAUAAAUCUCUCGAACAUCAACUAAAGAUUCCAAGUGCGCGACAAAGAAUUGAAUUCUGCUUACGAAAACCGAAAAAUGGAAGCUCGCGUCAAAUCAUUGCACGAGUUUUACGUUAUGGGAAUAAGGAACUUGUGAUGCGUCAGGCCCGGAAAAAUCUGAAGGACACGGAAUUCCAUGUCUACGAUGACAUCCCAAAAAAAAGACCCGACGAAAGGACAAAUGAAGAAGUUGCAGAAAGCCAGGGGAAAAGGCUUUAUCACCUACUUCAGUAAAGCUCAGCCAGACAAACUGUAUGUCAACGGAAAGUACAUUGUCCCUGGUGAACCGAUAGAGUGAUAUCCUUUUCAAUAAUACGUUUUUCUCUGCGAAUGCCAAAUAAUCUAUUUGCAAUUACUUUUCCACUUAUUUAAUGUUUUUUUUUUCAACUUUUUAUGUAUAACGAUGUCAAGGAGUUCUAUAUAUAGGAACAUCGAUCGGGCUAUUACCAAAAGCGACGGAACCCAAAAGGAUUUAUUACUGUAAUUUGUGUCUGUAUAUGUGUUUAUGUUCUUCUGUGUGUUAUUAUCCUUCUUUCGUGUACCUUGUACAAUUUGCAAAUAUCUAGGCCUAGUAGUUAAAUUACAUAACUGCUCUUCUGACACUCUCAACAAAGGAUUUCCUUUCUCACCUUUUCACCAUGCAACCUGAUGAUAUGGUAAUUUGCUCCCUAAACGUCAGAGGUCUGUCAAACAAUACUGAACGGAGAGAAACGUUUUUAUGGUUAAAGAAAAAAAAGUUCUCUAUUUACUUUUUGUAAGAGGUGCAUAGCACAAAAGAGACAGAACCUUAUUGGCAUUCUGAAUGGUGAUAUUCGACUAUUUUUACAACCUUCUCAAGCUCUAAGACAGGCGUUGCUAUACUGUUCAACAACAAUUUUCAAUUUCAAAUUCUGAAACAUUUUGCCGACCCCGAAGUGAGGUUUAUUAUUACAGACUUAGAUACUGGGGACAAAAUUAUUACAAUGGUAAAUGUCUACGCGCCUGAUGAGGACAAUCCAGCCUUCUUUAGAAACAUACAUGACAAGCUGUGCUCCUUUGAAUGCGAUUUUGCAAUUUUUGGUGGCGACUUCAAUUUAGUUAGUGAUGUUUCUAAAGACAAAAAAGGGGGUGUUGCCACAACACACUUGAAAUGUAAAGAUGAAGUAGAGGCUAUCAGAGAAGAUUUCGAACUGGCUGAUAUUUGGCGCAUACUUAACCCUGAGGCCACGCGUUUUACGUGGAGAAGGGAAAAUCCUGAGAUCCAAUGCCGCUUAGAUUUCUUCCUCAUUAGUCUUUCUCUUUGCCCAGAGAUCACGGAAGCCGACAUAGUGCCCGGUUACCGAACAGACCACUUAAUGAUUACAUUUCGUAUAAACACAGCCCGAAACCCCAGAGGACCAGGUUAUUGGAAAUUAAACAGACACCUCCUAACUAAAACGCAAUACGUUGAGUUGAUACGAAAAAACAUCGCUGAUGUGUAUAAGGAAUAUGAAGGCCAGAGUGAAGUUGACGAGAUCUUAUUAUGCGACGGCAUCAAAAUGAAAAUUAGAGAAGCCUCUUUAAUUAUACCGCAGCCAGGAAACAGCGUCUGGAAAAUAGAGAAAAUCAGUUAGAAGAAGUUUUAGCACUCGAGAAUAAGCUUGACAAACGUAAUGUAUCAGAAAAAGUGAAAGAAAACAUACGGACUGAACUCAGAAUUAAGAAACAGCUAAUAGAAGAAAUAAUCGCCUACUAAACUCAAGGGGCUAUUCUUAGAUCAAAAGUGAAAUGGUAUAAUGAAGGAGAAAAGAAUACAAAACAUUUUCAUAAACUGGAGAAGCGGCACUUUAAUAGUAAAACCAUUAGGUACCUCCAAAGCGCAAAUGGGAAGACGUUUUCGACGGACGUAGAGAUUCUAGACGAAGCAAAAAAUUACUAUGGGCAUCUUUACACGACUACAAGUGUUGAUGUCAGUGAUUAUGAUAAUCUUUUUUUUCCCUGAAGUUACUGAAACAAAGCUAGGUAAUAAUAAAAAAAAAUCUUGCGAAGGCCAACUGUCAGCAACGGAAUGCUUACAGAGUCUAAAAACAAUGGAAUCGGAUAAAUCGCCUGGGACGGACGGUAUUCCAGCAGAAUUUAAUUAUAAAGUUUUUUGGGACGAUGUGUCUCCCUUUUUACCCGCCGAUGAAGAAGAAGAAGUUGAUGGUAUUAUACUCGUAUUAUACUCCAGAGUAUGAUACCAUUAACUGACGUGAUACAACUCACUUUGACUCUGAAGAUGACUAAAGUUGAUCCCUGCGGCUUGCAACUUCAAAAAUAAUGCUCAGGAGACAUAUUCGUUCGUCUCGGAUCUCUGAUUUUGUCAUUUACAUGUAAUUUCUUUGCUUACUUUAAUUUGCUUACUGUAAUUUGCUUCUUUGCUUACUGUAAUUUCUUUGCUUACUUUACUUUAAAAUAAUGCUCAGGAGACAUAUUUGUUCGUCUCGGAUCUCUGAUUUUGUCAUUUACGUGUAAUUUCUUUGCUUACUUUAAGUUCCAUAGCGAUUGAGGGCGAACGUAGGGUGAAUAAUUGGCAAAAUUAAAGAAAAUGAACUGGACUGCCGUGACACAGGCCCUUUAAGAGCUGCUAAGUUUUACUUAACCAAAAAUGCAGGUGAGAAGGCCUAUUGUAAGUAAAACCUCAAGUAACUUUACUUUUCAUCUCAUGAAAGUUGGAAAGAUUAAAAAGUUCAAUAAGGACUCAAGUGAUUCAAAACCAUCCUUAUGACCGACUUAGGUGACUUGCAUUUUCUCAGGUUGUCAGUCAAGCUAUUUGCUGCUAGUAGCUGCUGUGUUUUAGAAUGUUUGAAUUGGGUGUCCAUCUAAAGGAGUCAAUGCCAGGUAAAACAAGUAGCUUUUUUCUGUGACAAAAUUGUGACAAUCAAGCAUGAACUGGAUACGUUAUCUAUUACUGAUGCUCCUGUUCUUCUAUUGAUUGAUGACGCCAUAAGUACAUGUGAAUUAAGCGAAUCUUUUCCCACCUCAGAGGAUGAACUUUCUGGUCUCGUGAAAAAAAUCGCCGCCAAAUCGUGUUCUCUUGAUCCUGUAACUGCUUCUCUUUUACGUUAUUGUAUCGAUGAUUUACUACCUAUUAGUAAAGGAGUCGUAAACCUUUCAUUCAAUUCAGCUUCAAUGCAAAGUUCCGUGAAGAAUGCAAUGUUGUCUCCUCUGCUGAAGAAACCGUCCCUAGACUUCGAAAUCUUUUCUAGCUUUCGACCCGACGACGAUCGAAUAGUAUCCCAUGAUGCAUUUUUCCAGAAGUAUCACGCAAUAUCGCAGUCGACAUAGCAGAUUCCAUCGUAAAAUAAGGUCGCCUUCUCGUCGGCGUUUUUCUCAUUCGAUUUCCAGAAAAAGUACGAAUAUUGCAUUAUUUAGUUAUUUGACGUGCUUUUCUCCGAUUUGCAAUGCCUUAAGAGCCACGUUUCCACAGAGAAACAUUUAUUUUCGUGGUUUCAACUCGUCUUCCCAUCAAAAAGCGUUCAGUGACCCACAACAAGGUCAUGAAUAUUCAAGAAUUUUAAGAAUAUAUGUUGAAAUCUUCCAAACGUGGACCUCAUACCAGAAAAAUGAAGUCCUGAAUAUUGUGCAGGGUAAGAAGUACCAGAAGUACCCACAUUUUGAAGACUUUUUCGUCGACGAACGAUGGCUGAAAUUUCGAAUCUUUUAUCACAUUUCAACGCCAUGGGUGGGAAUAUAUGGGUAAAGUCCGCUGAAGGCUAAAAUCUGUUGGGCGCUUUCGAGAGCGCUUUAUGCCGAAGCAAUCACUUUGUAUUUUCAAAGUGGUUAUUGUUAAAAGGAAUUUGAAUGUAACCAUUUUCAUUCGAAGAUUGAAUAAUGAAUAAAUAAUAUAAUAAAUAGUGAAUAAUGGUGUGUUUCAAUGUGAUAGGAACCCAAAGAAAGGUGCCACGCAGCAUGCAAGCCGGCACAACGUAAACAAGCCUGCUCAGAAUUUGAAAAAGAAACAUCAGAAACUUUAUUUACUCAAAAGAACAGAUCAGUACUCUGGCCAGGAAAUUUCCUUGAAGAUUGCUUGAGUCAGUACCAGGUAGAUUGUGCUUCAGAGAAUUGUUUGCCACAUCAGUAGGUUAAAUUUAUUUGUAAUUGCCGUUGUAAACUGACAGCUGUGAGCGCGAUGCUGUAAUAAAUCCUCCUUUGGUAAUUAGCUUCACAGCGUGUAGCGGCUGUUUUUUUUGGAACCACUUUUUAGAUCAGUCACGGUUUUGGUUCUCCUCAGGCCUGAGUUCUCCUAGUGAACCUAGCGAAACUUAUCAGUUGCCGAGUCUUAUACUUCGUGUUUACAGUGCCACUGAGCGCACAAGCGGUAGUUCUCGACAGAUCAGUGAAACACAUGUAAAACCCUUCUUAGUCAAAGUAACGCUGAAAUUCUCCUUUAAAGCACAGCGAAUAUAUACCAACUCGAUAAUCUCAAAAGCAGAAGCUGCUGAGCCGAAACAUGUUUGGAACCAUCCACAUCGAGCACUGCGAUGUUCAUUUCCCGCGUGCUGAAGAUUACUGAUCAUGUUAUGUCACGUACGCAGUGAUAAUAUAACAUGAAACGAGCUGCAUCAUGGGAUACUAUUCGAUCGGCGUCUGCAUUCGACCUGUAUCUAACCUGAAGUUUUUGUCUAAAGUUACUGAAAAAGUUGCAGCAAUGCGUCUGACGAAUUAUUUGUGUGAUAUUGAUCUGAAUGAAUUAGAAAGUCUUCAGUCUGCUUAUAAGAAAAACCACAGUUGUGAGACAGCGCUUCUACGUGUUCAAAAUGAUAAACUGAAAUCAAUCGAUAAUAAACAAUGCGUUGUUCUCUUGCUGCUAGACCUAUCAGCAGCCUUUGACACCGUCGAUCAUAAGAUCUUGUUACACAGACUGCGAUCCAGGUUUGGUAUAAAAGGAAAAGCGCUUUUGUGGCUUCAGUCUUAUCUUAUGGAUCAUUCCCAGUCAGUUCAGAUUGAUGUAUUUACCUCUGCAGUUCGUCCGCUCAGAUUUGGUGUACCCCAGGGGUCCGUGUUGGGCCCGUUGCUGUAUCUGUUGUACACGGCCCCACUAGGUGACCUAGUACGAUGGCAUGAUAUGGACUUCCAUCUAUAUGCUGACGAUAUUUAACUGUACACCACCUUCAGUUGCGAUGAUAAGGAUGAUCUUACCACUAUAAUCUCCCGGAUUGAAAGCUGUCUUGUCGAUAUCACCAGCUGGAUGACUACUAACAAACUGAAACUAAAUACUGACAAAACGGAACUUCUCAUUUUCUAUUCUAGGUUCAGAUUGCCCCCAGCGCUACCUUCUAUUAAAAUAGGAACUGAUAUCAGUCAAGCCUACAGAUAAGGCGCGUAAUAUCGGCGUCAUUUUCGAUAACAGCGUAACGGUGUCUUUUCAUAUUAACAACAUAGUUAAAGUGGCAUUGUACCACCUUAGAAAUAUAGCUAAGAUUCGUAAGUAUAUCAAUACCACAACGGCUGAAGUUCUUGUGCACGCAUUCAUAAAUUCGAAGCUGGAUUUCUGCAACUCACUUUAACAUGGUUUUCCCAAGUAUGAAAUUAACAAACUGCAAAGUGUCCAAAACGCUGCAGUGCUUGUGAUUGCCUGCUUACGUAAUUUUGAUCACGUAAGUGAUACUCUAAAGGAGUUGCACUGGCUACCAGUGGAGCAAAGAAUAAUCUUUAAGAUUAAUCUUAUUUGUUUUAAGAUACUAAAAAAUUUAGCUCCUGAUUAUUUGGUUGACCUAAUCCACGAACCUGCGAGGUACCUUCGCUCAUCUUCAGAGAAGUGGCGUCUGUUAUGAUAUCUAGAACUUUGUGGAAUUUAUCCACAUUUGCUUUUCAGAUAAGAACAUUCUAGAAUGUCAGUUUGCUAAUCUCUAUUAUUAUCCCAAACGUUAUGUAAGUUUCUAUAAAUAGACUGAUUAUGUAUUUGUUUGGAACAUUCUAGAAAUCCCCUCUUUAAGGUAUAUAAGCAACCCCUAGACUAGUUUUUCUGUCUGUUAGCAUGUCACUAGCUCUAUGAGUGUAACCUACUUCUGAAGAGAUUAAAGUUUGUGUUCUACGAGACCUGGUCGACUCAACGUUCCUCAUUGACUGACAAAACUUGGUGUCAGAAGGUUAGUACAAUCCGCGAGCUUUGUCUUUGUUGCUUUGAUCUCUACUAGUGAGCAAACGUCUGGUUCAACGGCUGCUGUACCGAUUUAUACUUCUACAGUACCGCUAGCCAAACCUCCACAUCCUCUCAACCUAGAAGACAGAUCGCAUAGAGGCGAUAACUGGUUACACUUCAAGAGAGCAUGGCAAAUCUAUGAUCAAGCGACUGGGAUCAGUAAACAAGAAGGUCCAGUCCGUGUUGCUCACUUUCUCAACGUCAUUGGAAGAGAAAGAGUUCAGUUGUUUGACACCUUUACCUUUGAUGAAGAUAGUCACGAACGCGCUGACAAGAUAGAUGACGUCAUCGCUAAAUCUUGAAUCUCGUUGUCUGCCGCAACGUAAUGAAACGUACGAACGAUACCACUUCAACAAAAGAGAGCAAGAACCAGGAGAAAGUAUCGACCAGUAUUGCACAGCACUGAUGCGUCUCUCUGAACACUGUGGCUUUCUGAACCUAAGAGACAGUUUGAUAAGAGACCGCCUCAUCCUUGGAGUUAAGAAUGAUCGUGCACGCAAGAAACUACUGGAGCAGAAAGAUCUUGCUUUGGAUAAAGCCUUGGACAUUCUGCGAACACAAGAGUUAACUGAUAUACGCGCAUCAGACAUGACAACUGAAGAAGCUAAUGUAAAUAAGGUAAAGCUCAAGAAAACGAAAAAUCCCAAGACUCAGACUGAAGAUCCGACCUCGCAUAAACAGACCUCAGGUAGAAAGCGGACUCCUCCGUGUAAGUCAAAAGGGAAAGGUUCUGGCAACCCCAACAACGUAUGCACUCGAGAAUGCAAGUUUUGUGGUGCUGUUCAUGAGAUGAAAAAAUCAGCCUGUCCUGCUGUUGGCAAAAAAUGCACUAGAUGUGGCAAAGAAGGACACUUUGCAAAAAAGUGUGACUCCCGCUCCAUCAAUCAUGUACAAGAUUGUGAAAUUUACAGUCAUAAGCCCUCCUCCACAUCAGCUUAUGUGACAGUGCGCCUAAACAACAAUGCCGAGGUACAACUCCAGAUCGAUACAGGUGCUUCAUGUAACAUUCUGCCUAAAAGUGACUACAUCAGGGCUACAGGAGACAAACAGUGUAAGAAUCUGGAACAGUCGUAUACAAGGCUCACCAUGCACAACAAGACUGUAGUCUGGCCACUUGGUCAAAUCCGCCUACUUACCGAACGGAAAGGAAGAAAAUAUGGGGUUCUUUUUCACAUUGUGAAGCAAGAUUUGACACCACUCCUCUGUAGAACAACGUGUGAAAAGAUGAACUUAGUCAAAAUUCUAGAUGCUGACAUAAACGCGACUCACGAUGAAAGAAUUGAUGUCUCGCCAAAUGUUAGAAGUGAUCCUAUCUUAUCUGAAUUCACUGAUAUCUUCACCGGAGUUGGAUGCCUUGAAGGAAGCUACUCCAUCCAAGUGGACGACAGUUUCCGUCCAGUGGUACAUCCGCCUCGUAAAGUGCCAGUCCCUCUACGAGAUACACUCAAGUCAGAGUUGGAUAACAUGGUAAAGAAUGGUAUCCUCGCCAAAGUAACAGAGCCUACAUCAUGGGUCUCUAGUCUUGUUAUAGUCAAGAAACCUAACGGGAAAAUACGAGUAUGUUUAGAUCCUCGAGAUCUCAACCGCGCAAGCAAACGCUCGCACUAUCCACUUCCAACUAUUGAGGAAGUCGCAACUCGCCUUAGUGGUGCCAAAGUCUUUGGCGUGUUAGAUGCUAAAUGUGGAUUCUGGCAGGUCAAACUAAAUGAAAAGAGCAGUUAUUUGACAACUAUGAACACACCUUUUGGCCGCUAUCGCUGGCUCAGAAUGCCAUUUGGGAUAAACUCAGCCCCAGAAGUAUGGCAACAGCGAAUGCAUCAGCUAGUAGAAGGACUUACAGGUGUAGAAGUCAUCGCCGAUGAUUUCCUAGUUUGUGGUUUUGGAGACACUAAUGAAGCUGCAAUAGCUAACCAUGAUCAGAAUUUCAAAGCUUUCCUCUGGCUCGCAAGAGAAAGAAACCUCACUCUCAACAGCGAGAAGUUGAAACUUCGACAGUCACAAGUUCCUUUCAUAGGACACCUCCUCACAGCUGAAGGUCUAGGACCCGACCAGUCACAGGUACAGGCCAUAGUUGACUAUCCAGUGCCUACCAACCUCGCAGAACUGAGAACGGUUUUAGGAAUGGUGCAGUAUCUGGCAAAAUUCUGCCAGCGUCUGUCUUCAGCAUCCCAGCCUUUAAGACAGUUGGAGAAGAAGGAAGUUGAAUGGCAUUGGCAACGCCCUCAAAGUAAAGCCUUCAACGAGAUAAAAGAUCUCGUCACUAAAGCCCCAGUUCUACGGUACUUUGACGUGAGUAAGAAUAUAACUAUACAGUGCGAUGCCUCACAGUACGGUAUUGGUGCAACUCUGCUUCAGGAAGGACAGCCAGUCCACUACGCAAAUAGAGCACUGACCACCACAGCAAAACUACGCCCAAAUAGAGAAGGAGCUCCUUGCUGUUGUGUUCUCUUUUGAGCAUUUCGAACAUUACAUUUAUGGCAAACACGUCACAGUCGAAACAGACCACAAGCCACUGAUUGCUAUACAGAAGAAGCCAAUCAACACAGCCUCUAAAAGACUGCAGCGUAUGAUGCUUCGUUUGCAAAGAUUUGACCUGAAUCUUACUUACAAGCCCGCCAAAGAGAUGUACAUUGCUGACGCACUUUCUCGCGCUCUACCUAAGCAGUCAAAGAUAUCAAGCACCUCACACUUCUGUAACGAUCUAGAAACUGUCAACUUUGUUGAAGACUUGCCGAUAUCUGACUCAACACUUGCGAAGUUUCAAGUAGAGACGGCCAAAGAUGAAUCUCUACAAGUGUUGUCACAAGUUAUACGCGCUGGUUGGCCUACGAAAACUUCGAUGGUACCUACUAGCGCACAGCCCUUUCUCAAGUAUCGAGACGAGAUGACACUCCAAAAUGGCCUAAUAUUUAAAGGAACAAAGAUAAUCGUCCCAGAGAGCCUUCACCGAUGUAUGUUGGAGGAAACGCACAAAUCUCAUCAAGGACUGCAAGCAUGCCUUCGAAGAGCUAGAGAAGUUUUCUUCUGGCCAAGAAUGUCUGCGCAACUCAAGAAUCUUAUUGAUAAGUAUUCUAUAUGCCAAAGUGUUAAACCUGAACAAGCUAGUGAACCUCUUCAGCCUCACCCAGUUCCUGACAGGCCAUGGCAACGAGUUGCAACUGAUUUGUUUACCUUUGAGAACCGCAACUACCUCGUAUCAGUUGAUUACUACAGAAACUUCAUUGAGCUGGACUAUCUUGCUAACACUUCGUCCCAGACAGUCAUUCACAAACUGAAGAUGCAUUUUGCAAGGCAUGGGGUACCAGUUUAUGUUGUUUCCGACAAUGGUCCGCAGUAUACAUCUUCAGAAUUCCGAAGAUUUGCAAAAACAUGGAAGUUCAAGCAUGUCACCAGCAGCUCACCGCACUACCCAAAAGCUAAUGGAAUGGCCGAAAAUGCAGUCAAAACAUGCAAGACAAUAAUGAAGAAAGCUCUUCUGUCAAAAUCCGAUCCAUAUCUUGGUUUAUUGGAUCACCACAACACUCCUACUGCCGCGACAGGUAUGUCACCCUGCCAACGUCUUUUUGGUCGCCGAGCUAAGACACUCCUACCCUUCUCAGAACCUCUACUCAAGACUGAACAAACAGUUAGCGACCUUCUCAAGAAGGAUCGUGUCAAGCAAGCAAAGCAUUUCGACCAGCAUACCAAACAACUCUCAGAACUCAAGUCAGGUGACAUAGUGCGCAUGAAACUGCCUGGUGGAACACAGUGGUCACAAGCAGUUGUUUCUUCUAAAAUUGCACCUCAAAGCUACAAGGUUGAAGUCAAUGGCAGAUUCUAUAGGCGUAAUCGUAAGCAGUUGCGUUCUACCAAGGAACCACUUCAAGAAUCUCCCCAUGAGAUGGAGGAAGAUGACCUAACGACUUCAAACAAUCCGCCAGAACAGACCCAACCCUCUCCAGCUAGUACUCAAGCAAAAACAGCCACAACCCCUCCUAGACCUCAGCUUUUCCUCUCACCUCGAACAGCAGAGCUGAGUGCAAGACCGCCUCAAGAAACCACGAAAACUGAGAUAAGGACGAGAUAUGGACGAUUAAUCAAGCCGCCGAAGAAGUUUGAUAUUGAGUCAUAGUGAUGAACAUUGUAGCCUCUACUUACUUUUUUUUUAAAAGGGGAAAGAUAUGAUAUCUAGAACUUUCUGGAAUUUAUCUACAUUUGCUUUUCACAUAAGAAUAUUCUAGAAUGUCAGUUUGCUAAUCUCUAUUAUUAUCCCAAACGUUUUGUAAGUCUCUAUAAAUAGACUGAUUAUGUAUUUGUUUGGAACAUUCUAGAAAUCCCCUCUUUAAGGUAUAUAAGCAACCCCUUAGACUAGUUUUUCUGUCUGUUAGUAUGUCACUAGCUCUAUGAGUGUAACCUACUUCUGAAGAGAUUAAAGUUUGUGUUCUACGAGACCUGGUCGACUCAACGUUCCUCAUUGACUGACAAAACUGCGUCUUGUUAUUAAACCCUAUAACUUAAAGACAUACGGUUUAAGGGCUUUUUCAGUUAUUGCCCCUAUACUCUGGAACGAUUUGCCUAUUGACAUUAGAUCGAUGAUGUAAAUAAGUUUAAAUCUAAAUUGAAGACCUUUCUUUUUAUAUAUAUAUAAAUAAGUUUGAAAAACAGUGCUCAAUACAUAAAGUAGAGCGAGUAUACCUAUGGUUGACGGAAGAAAACAAGUAACUACAUAAGUAUCCCUACAAGCCUGUUUCGUGGUUGCCCACUCCUCAGGGGAUUUUAAUGAGAAUAACUUUACCAUUACUUAUAUACUAGACUGAUUUACAUAAUUUAUUCAGUGCGAGGUUCGUUACAUCAGUUGUUUCUGUGGCGGCAGGAAGACACGAGUUCAUUACGUUUGUUAAGUGUAGAGAGUUCAGGUUGUACAACAGCUCAAGCAAACGAUGCAACUUAUGUCUUAUCAUCUGCCGACCUGAACUCUCUACACUAGGUUACAGAGGUUUUAAUCAGUAAGGCUUUGCCAACAGGCUCUCAACUACUCUCCCUUAACUUAUAGUUUGUUUUAUCGGGAAGUGAAUAGAGUUUUGGAUCAUUAAGUGGAAGGAAGCAGCCCUAGAGAUGCUAGUACCUGUUUUAUUUGUGCAUUUUUUAAUCAACUUUGAACAACUUACACGUAAUACUUAUCAGAGAGUGUUUUAGAAGGUUUCAAUUUUCCUCCCUUAUUCUUUUUUUCAGUCAAACCAGAGAAUGUACAGGUGUCAACAAAUACCACUGGAAACCAAGCCUGUCUUGGAAGCUAUUUGAACUUUACUUGCUCAGUUGGUACUCAUGGUAAUCCAGAAGUGUACUACUACCAGUUGUUUAGAAAUGACACUGUUUUGGGCACAAGCAGUUCAGGAGAGUGGAUCAGGAUGCUGUCAAGCAGUGGAGUCUUCGCAUACAAAUGCCAGGCCAACAACACUGUGGGAGCAGCAAACAGCACAACUGUUACCGUUACUGUUGGAGGUAAAUAUCAACAAUAGUUGUACUGGUAAUGUUCAUUGCCAGUACGUUUGCACCAUUCAAUAUGUACAUGCCUGUUGGUAUCCCCGUAGAUUGUGUAUCAGUGUGGGCUUCAAAACAUGCCAGGAGGUGAAAAACCAAUCAAGGGUCAAUUUAACUGAAACUUUUACAAGACUGGUGUAAUUUACAAGUGUAAGCUGUUGUGUUCAGACCUGGCUAAAACAAUAAGUUGAAAAUAACACUUGUAAAAGUUUUUUUAAUAAAAUUAAUUAGCCCAGCAGUCUUCUUCUGCACUUAUCAUGAUCCCAUUCCCAAUACAUACCUAAUUCUGUAUAAAAUUACAAUUAUCAGUAUGAAGUGGAAAAAUGCUUUUUCCCUUUAGCCAGAACUUCCCGUAGAUGAUAAAUUCCUUAGUAUGGUAACAAGUGACUGAAAAUGAUUGGCUGGGGUUGUAAUGAGUCAUUUCUGUCACUAUACAUGUAAGUGACAUCAAAAUGAGAGAUCACCUAUAGCCUAAGGGUGCUUUUGAUAUUUGUGGAUUCGUUCUCCUGAGGACUAGCUAGGACCUCACAUGUAAAUGAGGCUUAGAGGACACAAGAUGGCUGGUCUUUGGCGGCGGGCAGUUUCAAACCUGUUAAUUCCUUGGUUAAAAGAAUACUUAAAACAAAGGGGCAUUCAAAGCUCAGGAAAACAUAAGGUUGAACUAGAAGAACUUUGUGAAAAAAGGAGGGCGAUGAAAGUCCCAAAGAUUGCUACAUCUACAUAAGAUGAAAACACUAGUCAAUCAAAGAAUUUCAAUGAAAGAGCAACUAAAAACCGAUGAGGGAGAUCUGGAAAAUCCAUUGGAUCAAAAAAACCUUAAUGGACCAAAAAUUUUACUUACUGUAUGUAGCAGACUUUAGAUUUCCAAAUUUUUAAUUUACCUGGCGGCAAAAUAUCCCUUACAUUAAAAGCUGAAAGCCUAAAAUGUUUACAAAUCUCUUGUGGAGUACAAGUUUUUUUUUUUGAUGGAGACAUGGAAGACCGUUCCUGUCAUCCUCCUGAACCCAAUACUAGUAGUUACGGUUACUUCAAGUGAAUGAUCGAAAUUGCUGGAUCAUUCACUCCACCUAGCAUCACAGAUAUUGGAAUUAUUGGUUAGAAUCACAUCCAUUGGUCUCAGGAGUGUGUGACUCCAAAGUUUGAACUCUAGUUGGUUGUUGUAUUAGACAUUUAAAUUUUGUUCCUCUUCUACAUGUAGAUGCGCUAGAAGUUUUCCUUCUGGUGUAUCGGGUCUCAUUGUAUGAACCCUAAAGUUUAUUAAGGUUCAAUUAUAUAUACGACGACAUUCUGUUGAUUUAGAGAGGCCUAGUUUGAGGUGCGACUCAGUUCUUCCUCCAAAAGAAGUCUACAGUAACCAGUUAAUUUUUCGGGUAGUCUGUAGAUUCCAACUAGGAUUAUUAUUAUUUUUUUUAUCUUCAAGUUGUGUCGAUAUAGUUUUUAGGAGGCCAUACUGAUAUUUACUUAAGAGUGAUUUUAUGCUUGUCUGAUUACUAUAAAAUUUCCACCAGUGAUUGAGUUUUAUAUCACUAUGACAACAAUAAAGGCAAUGAAGAAUAAAAUCAGUUUGUUUAACUGGUCAUGAAAAUAUGACUAAAAUAAAGGUUUGUUAGUUGAGUUUCUCUCUGUUCACAAACGAUACGAAACGCAGUUUGAAAAAUGAAAAAAAAAGGCAUGAACAUUAACCCUUCUCCUUUUACCUUUUUAGAUCACAUAUUAUUGCUUCAAGUUUGAGUUCAUUUGCUCGGUGAACGAAUUUGUUUAAGCAUAACAAAGAUAAUCUUAAGCUGAUGAGGAUUUCAUUGUCACAGGGCGUCACAUGACCAGCCGCAACCAGGGUUCUUUCUUGAGGAAGGAAGAGAGAGAACCCUGGGAAUGGCAUUGCAAAGCCUGCUCUUCUGUACUGAAGACUUGAAGAAACCAAAUUUUACUGCGUCGUAUUAUAUCAAUCUUGAAACUGAAAAGUGACAUUAAGCGACGGUUAAUCUCGAGAAGAUGAAUUUCUGAAAAAAUAUCUAUCCAGUGGUUUCAAAGCUAUUCGCUUCUUUGUUAAUUAAAAGUAGACCAAAAUGUUUACAAAACUGCUAACAGGAGCGCAUUGAUACCUACUAAUCAAAUCCUUCUUUUUCUCCGGCUACUCCGGUUUUCCCUUCUCCUCAAAAACUAACACUUCCAAAUUCCCAUUCGAUCUGGAACGCACGGACACUGUGAUUUAAACGAGUUCAUAUGAAGUCCUAUUUGCUUCGAGGGUAAACAAGCAAUUUUCUUUUUUAGCAAUCGGCUAGAGCUAUCUUGAUGAUCUUUGUUACAUGUUUUUUGAAAGACUGAAACUACAAUGAUGUGUAAUUGCAUUUCAAAAGUGUCUUGUUUUGUAGAGAUAACGGCCGAAAAUCAAGAAUGUCCAGUUUUUGACUUCAUACCAAAAUAUAUUGAUAACGCUGUUAUAGAUUUCGCUUAAACUUCGGGAACAUCAGGGACAAAAAAGUUCCCUUGAACGAUUAAGAAAAAAGAACAAUUCCCAGUGCCGAGAAAACGUCCCCAGCGGCAAAGAGCAAGGUGAAACGAAUGUUUUCGCAGGCUACUCAAUUUUUAUUGAUUUUAUUUUAAGUAUAUACUAGACAGAACCUUCGUUUUUUAGGCUUGGCUAAAUCAUUGUUAUUGGUUCGUAUUUAUGCAUUCUUUAUCUUCCAAACUUUGGAUCUGUAGGUCUAGGCUUUGCUUUAAACUACCUGGCCCUGGUUUCAGUGAGCUCAAGGCCUAGACCUAAUUUUAACACAAACAAUUAAAAUCUAACUCAAUUUCAAAACCAAAAUGGCACAAAAAGUAUACACUCAUGUAUACAGUUAUGUACUUACCUACAUACAAGUGUACCUCACCCAAGAAGAUAUUUACUCCAUUUUUUCAUCUGGGCCUGGUUCCUGAAAGGCCAAUUAGCACUAUUUCCAGGAUUAAAGUUUUGUUCCACUUUGUGUGUAUAUCUUCCUAUGCAUUGCUUAGGGUAACAUUGUGUGUUAUCAUUUCUCUUUUUUCAAAGUAAAGGCAAAACAGAAUUUUUAAGCUCCAGUUACAUGUUCUAAGACGAGAAAACUUUGCUUGAAAUUUCGCUUAGUCCGGGGUUAAACUUAACCAUCUUUUAAGGAACCGGGGCCUGGUCACCCAAUUGUACCGGUGAUGACAAACAGUUGAAGAUAACCCUGUGAUUGAGUAGCAUCCCAUCCAGAGGGCUUACUACAAUAUUCUUACAGUAUCUGCAGGUGCCUUAUGCCACAGAAACGCAGGUGAGGCUUUACUUUCGUUGUUGGUCUUUUUUAUAGAGGCUUCAACCAUCCAGCCCUUGCUGAACGAGACAACAACUGAAGGUGAAAAAUUGAAUCUCUUUUGUAAUUCAUCUGGUACUCCUCCGCCAGUCGUGUCAUGGGUGAAAAUCAGCACUGGUCAACGCUUUGAUGGUCAUGUAUUAGCACUCACGAAUAUUAACAGGGGCGAAGCUGGAGACUACAGAUGUGAAGCUAGUAAUGACUGUGGGAAUGACUCAAAGACUACGACAAUUCAUGUUAAGUGUAAGUACAGUUUCUUGCUCAGCUGUCACAGUGGUUUGCACUAGUAUACGUGACACGUACAGCUCAACAGUUUAUGCUCAACAAACAGUGUGUUACAGACCUGACUUGAUUUUGGUCCAGUGCAUGAGCAUUAACAUAACAACUGCUUACCAUUACAGUACCUAAAAAACCUUUUUUCACGUUUUAUUAAAGUUUGUUUUAAAAACAAGUGCCUAUUUUACUUGUUUACCAAAUCACCUUUAAAAGCAUUUAAAAACAAUUUUAAAGGCGAUUUUGUAUUGCUGCCAUGCGGAGAACUGUGACUGAUUUCCGCGCUUUGUGUAGAACCAUUUGUUUUCGUUUCGCACCAGGAUAAGAAAAGGAACGUACAGUCAACUCUCUCUAAGAUUGGGACUGGCAAUGUGUGUGUGUCUGUCUUAGGGAAAUGUCCAUCUAAGAGAAGUUAAGACACAGAAUAGGGGCCAACUCGAGGUGUCUGUUUUAGUAAGGUGUCCAUUUUAUAGAGGUGUCAUUUAACAGAGUUGACUAUUGUCAUGUACUGACGUGAGAUCCGAGAACGCACUCGGACAACAUAGCGGCUGACUACAAACACGUUUUAUUGAAUCUAUGCGUGUGUAUUUAAUUACUAUAAUUAUAUGGUAAACGCACAUGCGACCAUAACAAUUCCUCCACACAAAAAUGAUCCAUCCCUAGUUUGUAACUGAGCCUAAGAUACAAUCAUAAGGAAACAACUAAAUCGACUAACAGUGUCCGGUAACGUACAGUUUCUAAGAAAAACAGAAAACAAGGUAAAAAACAGAAAAACAGUUCAGAGAUCGAGUCUCUGUGGUGCCCUGCACACUCUGUGAGGAUACCGCCCCUCAUGGACCAUAGGACUGACUGGAGUCGCUUCAGGAGGGUCGGGAACUAUGGGUGUGGGAACAGAAACGAUCUCCGGUUGAUCUGUCAUGGGAAUCGCUGGAACUGUACCAACCACGUUAGGUGGCGCACUCAGUUGGAUUGGCGCUGGUGGUGUGCUGGCUGCUUCCGGUUGGCUGACCUCAACAGUGUCGGUGUCAGUGACCUCAACUGCGUGCUCAACUGCUGUUGGCUUCAACUGGUUGAUAUGUCGAUGCCAAAUAAUCCCUGGUGCCGCCUGCACCUCGUACAUCAGUGGACCUGUCUUGACAAUCAGUCUUGAACGCCACUUCAGAUCCCCUUAUCUUGUGACAUCAUCGAGUCACCAACCUCUAACUGACGACGCUGACUGCCCUUCUCAUUCGCGGCCCUGAUGCUCUGCUGGUGCUUUUGGUUAACUGUCUUACGGUUCAAGUUGGGUUUCAUCAAAUCUAGACAAGUGCGCUACAGUCUUCCAAGGAGUAACUGUGCUGGACUCACACUGGUAGUGGAGUAAGGAGUGUUCCUAUGAGCUAUGAAAAACUUUGCCAACUUCUCCUUCACUGGCUUAGAGUUUUGAUACAUGGGACGUAAUGCCUGCUUGAAGGUUUGUACUGCCCUCUCCGCUAGACCAUUUGUAGUGGGAUGGUAUGGUACUGAUGUUAUAUGGCGGAUGCCAUUGGACCUGACGAACGCCUGGAACUCCUCAGAAACAAAUUGUGCACUAUUGUCGCUAAUCAUCUGUUCAGGAAUUCCAAAUCUGGCGAACAAAUCACUUCGAUGGUCGAACUUGAAGUGGUGGAACUAACCGAAAUCACCUCCGGCCACUUGCUGUGUGCAUCGACAACCACUAAUCUAUCCUGUAAUCGAAACCAGCCAAGAACAAUGCAUAUCGCUGGAGUCUCGCAGCGGUCAUGGCAGGAACUCGCUUUUCUGGGUGGAAAAUGGCGGUGAGGGGCUUGUGGUCUGUGAUGAGCGUAAAUCGCCUCCCAUAGAGGUAUACAUGGAACUGUUUCACACCCCACACAAUGGGCAAUGCCUCCGACACAACAAUCUCACGACACAACAAUCUACGAGCAUGCCAAAAUAUCUGACCUAAAUAGCUGAAGAAACACUAUGUACCAAUCAAUUAAUAAACUAAAUGUCUGGUCUAAAGAGAGUACCGUCGCCUUCAAAAACGACAAAACCAAGGUUAUGAUCCUUUCCACCCCGCAAAUGUCCAGAGUACAUCACCUUGACGAGUAUGAUCCCAAAAUCGCAGUCAGUGGUUAUAGACUAGAACGUAUUAAAUCUUGCAAACUGCUUGGAGUUCAUAUCAAUGAACAUCUUCAGUGGGACGAUCACAUCAAGCACACAGUAUCAGGAUGCUACGCCACUCUAUCAAUACGAGACUAAUACGUGACUAAGAAAACUGAAAUAUCUCGCCAAAUAUGAGCUUAGAAAGCAACUGGCAAAUACAUUGAUUUUGUCAAAACUAGAUUAUUUCGAUCUGAUUCUUUACCCUCUAGCACAAUUCUUACUUCUCCGUUUGCAACGCGUUCAAUUUGCUGCCGCAAGUUUUUCGUACUCGGUCACUAUGUUCAUAACUUUCGGGAUGUACUUAAAAUCGGAUGGCUUCCAAUCAAUGAGAGAAGAGAUUUGAACCUCCUGAAAUCAUGCUUUAAAGCUUUGCAUAACACUAAGACUUGGCCAGAAUAUGUUAUAGCCCACCCGUACACACACUACAUUUACGCCGGUGUCAAAUGUCAUAAUAGAUCUUGCACAACUUGACUAGCCUUUCAGCAACCUCGUCCUCAGGGCUUUUCCCUUAAAAAAUGGGUGUAAGCCAUCCGUAUGAGUAUGAUUAGAUUGACAGCUGUCAAAAUCAGGCAUCCGCUGACAACUAUCACAUGUCCAUCUCGCGGGCUUAGAUGAAAGACCAGUGGUUUUGCCCCUGCAUAUAAGCUGAUAUAAUAUGUCACACUUACCAAUUCAACAUAAAACGAAACUACGCCGGGCAAGGCUGUCAGUUGGCUGACAGUCGUUUAAAGUUAUAUUGGCAAGCCAGUCAAUUGACAGCUGUCAAAUUAGGACAUGUGCAGACCACUGUCAGAAAACUAAUAACGUGGGCUCAGGUUCUCUCAGGUACACGAUCUGGCAUUUUCCACUGCAAGCCGGACGGAUAUGUCGUACUCACACUCGUAGUCUGUUAAUUCGAAUAUACGCCAUUCUAAUGAAGGUUAAUUGACAGCUGUCAAACUAGAGCAUAAGCUGACCAUUAUCUCCUGAGUGUAUCGCGGGCUCAUUUUUCUAUCCAUUGAGUUCACGUAGUGUUUAAAAUUUUGGGCUGAUAUUUUAUUUGAUCACGGGUUCAAUUGGAAGCGCCAUAGCUUAGAAAAUCUAUCCAUCCUAGAAAAUUAGGCAAUCACGUGACCGUACACCAACCACCCCACCUUCCGUCUGCACCACAGGUAUACCAAUGGUUUAUCUCACACUUUCUAGCUAGUUUGGGAGCCUCCAACCUGAUAUUGUACAUCCAAGUUUUGAUUAACUUACAGCUGUCAAAAUAGUGUUUCUGCUGACUAGUAUCGCCUGACCGUAUCGCAGGCUCAGGUAUCGACCCACUGAGUUCGAGUGUUUUUUGAAGGUAUCCGCUCACAAGUUGCUACUUUUCAAAUGAUCGCAGGCUCAAGUUUAAUUUUUUAAAAAUGCAUAUGAAAUAGGGUGGGGUUCAUGAGCCGCAUUUUUAAAAUUUUGAUUUCAAACUGACUUCGGACGCGAAAAUUCAACCGGCUUUUACAUGCAGGUUAGGCAAUCUCUUUUGUCUUUUCUCACUGUCUCGCGUUUAUCACGCUCUACGUCCAACUUUUAUGUUCUGAUUGGUCAAAAUUUGACAGGUGAGUUCAUGCGGAAAAUUUAAGCACCGUAGCUCACACAGUUUUGUAUCAUCUUGUGAUGUUUUAAACUGUCUUUUUCUACUUGGUGUACAAAAUGAAAUACAGCUGCCAUCAAGAUUGUUCUGUAAUUCAUGGCGGGUUUGUUUAGUGCGCUUUAUGUUGACAAAUGCACCGCUUGUCGAAGUCAUUGGAAAUCCGAUUUCGGAUGGCAUCGUUUUCAAGAAUGAGCUUACUCACUUGCCCUUGCUUGAGACGCAAGAGUGUUGAAAAGUCUCCAGCGAUUCUGGAACACUUGAUGACCUUCAGAAGCAGCAUCUCGACUUGUAAGCCUGAGCAAUUAUUGUCUUUGAUGUAUUUUUUUCGGUUUCCUGAAGUCGAGCAUAUGGUUUAUGCGGCUUAAGUUUAUACACGAGCAAUGAUCUAAUCUACAAUAGUACCAGGUUUAAAAAGCCUUUAGACAUUUUUUGACCGCAAGUUCAAAGAAAAGGUUCCGAAGAUUAUUUAGUUAUGAUUUUGGCUGCAAACAGAAGGCUCUGAGCGAUUUUCUUGCCUCGAGUUCAUCUUGAAAAAGAGCAAACACCGGGAAGCCGGCUUAAAGCAUAAAUAAGCUUAUGCUUACCUGACUCAUGAUUUUCAGAGACACUUUACUCUCAAUACUUCGCUUCGUGAGUGAAAAUUAUUGUCUCUGUACACGUUUCACCGAAUUAUAUUUAUUUUAUUGAUUUUUAGGUGUCCCUCCCGCAAUUUUUAUCGCUGCACCGGUUGUUUCCUGAGUCGAACAUAAGCAUCGCAUGCUGGAAUACUCAAAACGCGGCGCGUAAAUAUCACUCGCUUUUAAAGAUUACACAUAACAAAACCAUACACAGUUUAAGAAAUAAAGGGAAAUAAAACCUAAACAUAACAAUUUCUCUAUCAUGUUGAAGCGUAAAUGGUAACUCUAUGUUCGCACUGCAAAUUUGGUGCCUGUCAAAAGUGAGAACCCGUCCGGUUGGCCGAAAAGGUGAUUUUGGGAAUUUUUUUAUCGUUUUCACUAAAAGCCCAUAAUUAUUACCCUGCAUAUCACAUAGGACCAGAUUUUUCUAACGGAAACGGAAUUCUUUUCAUGAAAACGUUUUAUAAUUCAAUGCUAUAAUUUUUUGUGCAAAGGAAGGGCGUGCUUUGAUCGUCGUGGAUAUUGAAUGAGUGCAAAUUGUAUUGCAAAAUUGUGAAAAACUGCAGAAUUAUAGGUUUAAAUAGGGCAAAAAAAGAACAAAUUCUGUCCGAGGUCUGUAUGAUAAAAAAGGGCCUCAUAGUACCGUUUACCUGAGACGUGAUGAGAAAAAGUGUGUUUAAAAGGCUGGUUUACACGCCACCAGAUUCGUCGCCAAGAUGUACUUGUAAACUAAACUUGCCGAACACAAAAAAUCCGGUCUGAUUCUUUAUUUUGGCCUCCCUUUUAGACAGAGGAAUGCAACGUGUAAAUUGGCUGCCACCAAUGACUAUCGUGGCUCGUGUGUUUCUUAAAUUAUAUUUCGGGGUUGUCCAAUUAUCCAUAGUCUCGCUAACUUAGCAAUGUUGGAGGGACUGGUUAAUUGACAUUAUGAUGCAACAACUAAUUCAAAUACAAUACACGAAUAGGUCUAUUUGUUUUCCAGGCCUAAUCUACUGUGAUCGAACAUGAUUGCUAUUUUUGGGUGUACAAAUAAGACUAUCAACUCGAUGUAAACUUUGUUUCACUCUUAGACUGUCAAAUUAUUUUUCUCUAAAAUCACUUAGCCUUAAUUUGCCUCAAAAGUCACAUGAAUGUGCCCUCAUCUGUGGAUUACAAGUUUAUUGUUUGAUUUAAAUUAUGAAUUUAUUAACGGGAGCUUCGCUUUUAGCCCUGGCUAAAUCUAUAUAUUAAUAAUAAAACAGGAACGCCCCAAGGAACUGCGUUCAAGCAAUUGAAUUAGAUUAGUAGUCCCGACUGAAAACCAGAAACUAUUAGAAACUGUAAAGAUUACAGAACCUUUUUAAGACUUUCAAGGAAUUUUUUAAGAAACAGAAUACAGAGCGAUUAGUCACUGUAAUUGGAUUCUGUUAAUCCUGCCUCUACUGCACAAUUUGUAAAUAACUUAAUUCGAUUUAUUUUGUAAUUGUAAUUAAUGUAAUUUAACAGGGAAGAGCCACCCAGUGGAUCUGUUAAUAAAUCAUUAUUAUUAUUAUUGUUAUUAUUAUUAUUACUGUUAUUAUUAUUAUUAUUAUUAUUAUAACAACCAUGUCAUCGAGGAUACACUGGGUGCCUGGUCUUCCCUGUAAUACCUGGUCUAUGGCACUUUGCCAAAUUGCUAGACACGAAGAAAUGCCAAAAACUAAGCGAUUGUAUUGGAAGAGGCCCUUGUGUGUAUUGAUCGUGAGGAAUGUCUUGGAUUCCUCUGUUACUUCCAUCUGGUGAUAAGCUUGGCGCAGGUCAAGUUUGCUAAAAUGCUUACCCCCAGCCAAAUUCCCCAAAAUAUCCUAUAUGUGUGGCAGAGGAUACUGUUCUGCAAGAAGUACUGGAUUGACUGAAACCUUGAAGUCACCACACACACGCACUGAUCCGUUUCGCUUAACGACUGUGACAAUCGGAGUAGCCCAUUCACUGUACUCUACCUUAGAAAGAAUACCAUCCUUCUCUAAACGUGUCAAUUCUGCUUCUACCUUGGGGUGGAGUGCAUAUGAAACUUGACGUGGCUUAUGAAAGCUAGGAAACGGACAACUUUUAUGAUCAUGAUUUCCCAAACAGCGGUAGCAACUUUGAUCACCCGGCUCUUUAGGGGAUAGGGAACCCCUUUUUCUCUGAAGGCUUAACUUCAUUCUUAGAUUUAGGCUCCUUUCUUGGCCUUGACUUGGCUAACAAAUCGACUGGGUUUGACUCUUUACUGCCCCCGGGAGAGCUUCAACAUCCUUGUAAGAUUGCUCAAUAGCGAUGCACUUCACUACAGCAAUACAAAUGUUUGAGUUUCAAGAGCUCUGACAUCAUUCUGUUACAUGUAUUUCCAAUACGCAAAACCUUUCCAGACGCAUGGCAUCAUUAAACUUGCAAUCCGUGGCUAGAUGCUUUAGAACAGCAACAUACUGACUCACCGUUACUCCUGCGUCACGCGCUCGGUUGUCAAACUCAUACCUGGUGACUAAGGCAGUUUUCUGGGGCUUCAAUUGCUUUUGGAGAUGCUCUACGAUCGUGUCGUGAGAGAAUCUUCUCUUAACAAUGUCGUGGCCAUCAAGUCUUUCGCCAAUUGGUACGUUUCAGUGGGAAGAUUAGUUAACAGGACGGUUUUCUUCUGUUUUGAGUCGGUCACUCUACUGGCCACGAAGAAGAAUUCUAGCUGUUCUGCGUACGCUUCGAAGUCAGCUCCCACUGUGAACUUGUGAACGUUCCUGAUUUUACGAACCGAAUUUGGUGCCGUAUCAGACUCGUUUGGCAUCUUGAAACGUCGUGUGGGUCUUGUUUAGGAAUGUCCUCACUUUUUCGCAGUAGAAUAUCCCUUAAGAUCCCAUCCUCGUCGCCAAAAUUGUCAUGUACUGCCAAGAGAUCCGAGAACGCACCUGGACAACAUGGCGGUUCAUGACUACAAACACGUUUUAUUGAAUCUAUGCGUGUGUAUGUAAUUACUAUAUAUGGUAAAACGCACAGGGAGACCAUAACAACUAUAAUACCAUUAAUCCCUUCAGAUUGAAAAGUUUAGUUUGUCGAGCUUUUUGUUUCAGUUUCCCUCAGAUGCAUGUAUGUAGACAUGACAAGUCAUUUUACUUUUAGUUAUACCGGGUUUUGGACCCACCUACAACUGUAGAUAUAAUACCCUAAAAUUCCAAAAAAUAAGCCCCAGGGCUUAUAUUUUUCAAAAGCCCUUCUUGAGGGGCUUAUUUUUGGAAGGGCUUAUUUACGUAGGGAAAUUUGCGUUUUAAAAUCGAUUGGGCUCGCUUAUAGUUGCAAGGAAAUUUAUCUCAGUUAUUAGCAGAUAUUUUAACUGAAACUCGCCUUGAGGACGUAAUUCAAUUCAAUUCAGUUCUUUAUUCACACUAUAUAAGAUAUUUACAUAAGUGUACAUAGUAGGAAAAUAAAGUAGCUAUAAAUAAUAAUUAACUAAAAGAUAUUAAGUUCAUUUGUGUACGGUGUCCAAAGUAGCGAGAGCUUUCUUGUUGGACACCGUCAUAUUGGAAUAAUUGGCAGCAGUAAAGAGAGGAAUAAAAUCUGAAAUAAUAUCAGUGAUAGAACAUAUAAGCAAGGUCAGAUUUGGUUGGUUAGAAGACAGGACUUCCAUUCUUUCUUAAACUUAUGAUAGUACACGUAGAUCUUACUAAAACUCAGCCAUGCGAGUGCAUUGUCUAUAUGGAAUAAGGAAAUACAGGACAAGAGUAAAGAGUGAACUACGCAAACAGCAAUAUACUGUGACCCUUUUUGGCCGCAAUCAUUUAGCACACUUAAUAGUUCUACAGCUGUAUGAGAAAUGCAAUUAUUAUUGUUUUAAUGUACAGUUUUUGCUUUCUUGUAUUUUUUUGUAUUUCCAGGUACGAGCCCCUUGGGGCUUUUAUCUGGAGGGGCGAUUUAAAGGAGGGUUUUUUGCGUUAACGAGUUUUUUUUUUUUGGGGGGCUUAUACUUGGAGGGGCUUAUUUUACGGAAUUUUACGGUACUAUUGUAUCGACUAAUGUUAUGUUUGUAUCCUUCAGUUAAACCAACUGUGACAUUCAAACGAUGUCCCACUCCAGUUACUGAGGGUGAUAAUGCAACGAUUUAUUGCAACGCUACUGGUUACCCUGUGCCCAAUGUUGCAUGGAUCAAUGCGAGUUCAGGAAAUAUUGAGUCGCCUACCAAGACUCUUGUGAUAACAGCUAUAACAAGGAGUGAAAGGGGCAGCUAUAUAUGUCAUGCAUCAAAUGAGAUCGGAAAUAGCACACAGACCUGUGAAAUUGAUGUGUACUGUAAGUUGCAUUUAUUAUUAAAUAGAAGAUUUUAUUGAUAUAACAAAUAUGAACUCAAGGGCUUUGAGAACUACAUGUAGCUGGCUACAAAUUUCAUUCAGCAAAUGGAGCUUUCUCUUGGUGUUUAAUGCUUCUUUGCUAAAAGACUAACUGUAGAUUGGUUAUACUUUUAUAAUCCUUUGCCAAGAAUAUAUCUAAAUAUCUAUCUCUAACCCACCAUAUGGCCAGUACGUUUUGGGUUGAUGUUUGACCCACUACCCAUAUUCCCAUUUUUGGUGUUGUUAUUCUAUUCUACAGGGUACAAUACCCAAUCUUUAAGGUUCUCCCUAGCAAUACAGUCUAAAUUUGAAAAUCCAGUGGAAGGUAACUCCUGCCCACAGCUUGCAGUCUGGUUUACUGUGCAGGUUUUGUAGCCUUAAGUCCGCUAUUAUGUACAUUAUAAACAACAUAUUGGGACCUAUAUGCAUUUCAAAGUCUGUCUCUUUAGAUAUGUAGAACAAAAGCACAAUUUAAUCUUGGUUUGACAAUUAUUGUCAGAGAGGUCAAGCAAAUGAUAACUCAAAAUGAAAUGGGACAAAUUAUAGUGUUGUUUACUCGAACAAAGCUUGUGAAGAGAAAAAAACUGUUUUUUUUUCUAGACAACUGUGUAACACUUGUCUUGCGAUAAAACUUUUAGAACAUGUCAGAGAUGUCCUUGUAUUUUCUUUUGUAUGAAACUCGUUGUUGUUUAUUGUAAUAUUUUAGGAUAAGCGUAAGGCAAUUUGGUCGAAAGAUAAAAACUGAUACCCUAAAUAAAAAUACGUUCAACUCUCUCGUAAGGGACCAACCCUAGUGCAUGGCCAAGUGGCAAAUUGGGCUUUUAUUAACAAUUGAUUUGUUUUAUAAUCAUGUGAAAACCCUUCGAUAAGGUCUGCUCAUUAAGCUCUCUUUUCUCCUUCACAUGAAAUGUACAAGUAUCACUUAAAACACUUCCCUUUGUCAAUGCGUGAAAGAAAGGCUCAGUUCAUAUGUCGUGCUUCUGCCGUGCCGAACUCAACUCUUUUUUGAAAUAGUAGCAAAGAACAAACAAACAAAAUAGGUUAGUAAAUAACACACACACACACUAUACACUGUGUGGAGAAAACGACGGAUAUGGUCAACUUUCAAAGUCUGUAAUCAAUAUAUGUCGUUUUAGUUAGCGUGGGAAGGAGAAGUUUGGGAGAUCUUUCAAAUGAUAGGGGAGAACUUUCACAUUUCCGGAAACACAUUGUCAUAAUUUAUGAAUUUAGUUCGAGAUAUUUGAAUUACUGCCAUCCAGAGUCGUGUAGCACGGCAGACCUUGUCGAAUUUAAUUGUUCUACCGAACCAAACUUAAAAUGUUUACUCAGAAGUCGUGUUUCUGCCAUGCCUUUGGCGAAAGUUCGGCACUGUAGAAGCACGAGUUAUGAAGUGGACCUAACUUCUUUACCGAUAACAUAUAACCUGACUGUUGACAAUUUAAGAGGCUAGGUCAAGCGUUAGUCAGUAUAAUCCUCUCGCGCACUCCAAAAAGUAAAGAAAAGAAAAAGGAAAUGAUCUUUGCAACAUCGAGAAACACCUCCAAAAGCCAAAAGAGCGCGUGAGUGGAAGAGAUUGGCAAAGAAAGAAUUGUUUCAUUCCUCGCCACUUGUGUCCAUGACUCCACCAUUUGUGCAUUACAUGUAUUGCAUUUGGGUAAACAUAAAAGACGUCGAACUUUAUGAAAGUGUGAAUCACAGUAAUGAAAAAUUAUCUUUUAUCUUGUCUGCCUAUUUGUAGUUUUCAGCUUGUAAUUAACUAAACCAACAGGGAAAAUCUACUUAAAACUAUUACCUAACUCCCAAGUACCAAAAUAAGAAACUACUUGUACUGUGUGUCAACAUCACGAAGCUCUUCUCGUGGACAAGAAGAAGAAAGGAACGGAGUGAAAAAAUGGAACAACCACCCCCGCCCCUCCCUUAACUUUCUUUUUUUUUUAAUUUUGUACUGAGCUGUCCAUUUCACUCAGCCAUUUUACUUCAUUUGGCUGCUUGAGGAUCAGCGAUUGAUUGAGUUAUGCUUAUUACUUCUCACUAACUGCAACUGUUGCUUAUGUUCCCUCAUUUUUUGAAGUAUCUGUUUUAUUUCAAUUUUUCUUUGUUGCUUUUUUAUUAUUCCAACAAAGAAGUGUAGGCUGGGUCUUUUACGUUUCCAUUUAUUCUUUCUAAAUUUUAAUUGAUGAAAUUUAAAAUGACAUAACAAUAAGAGUGAUAAUUAUAAUCAUUUAAGUUAAUAAUAAUAAUAAGAAGAAGAAGAAGAAGAAGAAGAAGAGGAAGGAGAAGAAUAAUUACGAUAAAAAAUAAUAAUUAUCUUACUUUGAAGAAAAAAGGGUACUAUAUAAGAAUAAGAAUUAAUUGAAUGUAAGUCACUUUUUUCAUGUAAAUCGUAUUUAACAAUGUUCAAUACUAUACAGAUGUACACGAAACGAACGGAAGGAAAAGGGCAGGGAGUCCCUAAAAUUUUAUUUACGACACACGUGACUCGUUUUCCUCAGACUCUUUAAUAAGGUCCGACAGUUAAGGUAGUGUUGAAGAAGAUCUACUGCGUCACCAGUUAUAGAAAAGGCGACCUACCAAAAAUGAGUAACAUUUGACAGACCUGAGUCGUAUAAGUAUUUGUCGCGAACCAUGGUGCUGAAUCUAUCUAGUAGUUGUUUCGCCUUAAACCUAAAGGAGUUCUCGCCUUAAAUUUGACAACAAUUCCUUUAAAGAUAGCUUUCGUAUUACACUGUCGGAUUCUUGUAAGUGUAUACCUUCGAUUCCCAAAUCUUUCAUAACUGAUGUCGUUGAAAGAUCGAUAUCCGGGAUCCAGCGGUGCCUUUAUGACUUGAUGUUUUGAAAGGAAUGGUGGUCCAUAGUUCUUUCUCAUCAGGACGAGUAAUAGUUUUGUUCACUGGCGAUGGAAUUUUUUACCAGGUGGACCUGUUUCAGGGUCAGAAAUUUCACCCGGAAAGGCGGCAAGGCUUCUAGUGUUACCUCCCUUGGGCAUGUGUGUAGUUCGAAUUUUUCACCAAAGAAGGUCUUUUUAUACUGCGCUUUACAUGUAAAGUAAAUGUGUCGUGCUUACUUUAAGAAAAGUACUUUUCCGUGCUGUGGAGAUGUAAACGAGUCUUAGUGUCAUUCUGCACAAAACGCUAAGAAAACAGGUAGCUGUCUGUUGCUUCUUCUGAUGUCAAGUCCUAAAGUUAUUAGAGCCCUGGAUCUUUUUCAUGCUAUCAGGUAUGAGUCAAUGAUUUAAGCCAUUACAUUUUUUACACUUGAGUUUCACAGUAAUUACCGGUCUUUUACUACUGCUCGUGAAAAUAACGCUCGGGUAAAAUUCUGAAAAUUUUUCUUUUGCACGAUUGGUCUCCUUGUGUCAUCUACAUUUGUGCAUUUUUAAUGUUGGGAAACCUGUUUUUUAACUUUCCGAGGAGGACGUUAUAAUGCUUGUUGACUGCACUGUUUCUGGCCUUAGAAUACUUUCACCUGGUGAAAAGUGUAACUGCAUAUCUGUCCAAUAAGAAAAUUAACCCGUAACCAACUAACACAAUGAAUUUCUGAGUCUAAUCCUCACUAUCUCAUCACUAUUUAACCGGUGCUUUAUUCAGUAAAUCAUUAAAAAUUAUGACUUAAGAUGACCACAAGCUCGAUAUACACGCCAUCUUAGCACGAUAUUUUAACUCUAGCUUAAUCAUUUUCUUCACGUCAGGAAAAAGUACUUUUCUGAAAUCACCUGUCUUUGAUUCUUUUCACCAUUUUCACCGCGUCGAAUUCCUUUGUUUAAUGACAUUGAUUUGCAUUGUAGAUCGGCCCUCAUCAUCAGCAAUAACAACUAUUCCAAGUAACAACACAGUGCUGCGUGGAUCUAAUGUGUCAUUUACCUGCACUACAGACGCUAAUCCUCCUGCCAAUACGUAUCACUUUUACUUUAAAGGAAGUUUGAUAGAGAGCAAUUCUUCAGAUGUGUUCAAUCGCACUGUUGAAGACGAUGGAUUGUUCACUUGUGUUCCUAUCAACACAGUCGGCACAGGAGACAAUGCUACCGUCAAAGUCACAGUUGUUGGUGAGUCAGUAAACAGACCACACAUGCAUUGAUUCAUUCAUCAGUUUACAUUAUACCUUAGCUGUUAGGGCAGCUUUGUUGUCACGUCACGUUUUAAACAUCUUUUGUUCAGUGUAUUGCCGUUGCUAAGCUAAUUUAAAACUAUUUGCAGAUGCUCCGGUGGUAGAAAUCAAUGGAACACCAGCCACUGUGGUGGAGGGGGAGAGUAUAACGUUGUACUGUAAUGCAACUGGUAAACCUGACCCCACCCUUAUAUGGACGAAAGUUGGCAAUCCGAGACCUCUUUCUAACAAUGCAGUACUCAGUACUGGGAUCCUAAACAGAAACGAUACCAUCAAUAACAUAAUCCAGUAUCAGUGUACAGCGAGUAAUGGAGUGGAGAGUCCUGCUACAGCUAUUGCAAAUAUUACUGUUAACUGUAAGUAUGGGCUACAUUCGCUUAAGUUGUCAGUUACAGCAUCUACCGUGCUAUUAUAUUACGUUUGACCAAAACAUGAUGGACAUCUUUGCUUGCUUACAGUUAAAUAUGACUAUACUGUCCACUCAGUACCCACAAAUAGUGGAUUCCUCGAUCAGUCUCGCACAGCUAACCUCAACAAACUAACUGUUAUAAAUAGAAACGCUUGGAAUAGUAAGUCAGGUUACUUAUAAUGAAAUCGGACAUUGCUGGUCCUCGUUUUAUUGUAUCUCUCUUUUAUUGUUUUUAUUAUGACCACUGUGGUCCGUGUAUACCUACUUGUUACUAUUUCUGGGUUUCAAUUUUUUACAAGAUCAAAAUACAAUUUGAAUCUUACGACCCUGGUGUAUGUUUUGAAAUGAUACAUUUUUUAUUAUUUUGUUUGCUUUGUAUGUUCCUUUAACUGUAGACGGACCCUCCUCUUCAGCAAUAACAACUAUUCCAAGUAACACCACAGUGCUGCGUGGAUCUAACGUGUCAUUUACCUGCACUACAGACGCUAAUCCUCCUGCCAAUAUGUACCACUUUUACUUUAAAGGAAGUUUGUUAGAGAGCAGUUCUUCAGGUGUGUUCAAUCGCACUGUUGAGGACGAUGGAUUGUUCACUUGUGUUCCUAUCAACACAGUCGGCACAGGAGACAAUGCUACCGUCAACGUCACUGUUGUUGGUGAGUCAGUAAACAGGCCGCACAUGCAUUGAUUCAUUCAGUGGUUUACAUUGUACUUUAGGUUCUAGUCAAUUGUGUUAGAGAGCUUUGUUGUCACGUCACGUUUUGAACAUAUUUUGUUCAGUACAUUGUCCUUGCUAAGCUAAUUCAAUGACUAUUUGCAGAUGCGCCGCUGGUAGAAAUCAAUAAAACAGCAGACACUGUGGUGGAGGGAAAGAGUAUAACAUUAUAUUGUAAUGCAACUGGUAAACCUGACCCCACCCUUACAUGGACGAAAGUUGGCAAUGCGGGACCUCUUUCUAACAAUGCAGUACUCAAUACUGGGAUUCUAAACAGAAACGAUACCACUAAUAACAUAAUCCAGUAUCAGUGUACAGCCAGCAAUGGAGUGGAGAGUCCUGCUAAAGCUGUGGCAAAUAUAACUGUUCACUGUAAGUUUCAUUGCAUAGAGAAAUAGUAACAUAGUCUCCAAACUAUAGGGCAAAAUGAUGAACUUGCUUUUUAGACUAAAACAAAGAAAUUGUAAAGCAAUUUCAGAAAUCCAAUUUUUCCAACUGUACUGUGGCCGGUUUCUCGAAAAAUCAUCUUUGUUAAUUUGUUACUGACUUCGGGCUGCAUGCUUUCCUAAUCCACUAAACAGUUAAUUUUUGAAAGCAAACAUUGGAAACAUACAACUGCUUUCAACACCCUACAAUUACCAGGACCUUCGAAAAAUGCGUACUGAUCUGUGAAAUAAAUCUUACCUUCGAACUGUGGUCUGUCGUGGCUAUCCAAACCCAUCACCCUGAGAACCUGAUUUAGAGAGGUAAUGUUAUGCAAGCUGUUUAUAUGUUUGUUCCCUCGACAUAAAUGAGCGGCCAAAGCGUCAGAGGACACCUGUCGCAUAUAUUUCCAAUCAAGUUUUUUACUCUGAACACCGUUUAACCCUGCUGGAUUGAAUCGGCUCUUUUGACCUUUCUGAAUCUUGUUUUUCCUGUAAAGUACAAAUCGCAAUCAAGGUAUUAUUCCGGUGAUGAAGCGUUCAAGAGAAUAAGACCUCACAGAACGUGGGUGCGCAUUAGAUAAAAAGUUAACGUCAAAUUCUAAAUACAACUGCUUCUCACCUUUUUGCCUCCAUAUGCGGAACCACUGUUGCACUUGUUGUCAUAGUCAGUCACAGUAUUUUCUUGGAUCUUUUAGAGAUUGCUAUUUGUUCAGCUCCUUUUUUAAGGUACUUGCAUUUUCUUUUCUCAGUCGCCUACGUCACUGAGUGUAAAAACAUUACUGACAACAUAACGCGUGUGCUUGCCCUAUAUAAGUCGCAUUGAGCCGCUAUAAACAAAAUCUUUAUUUACGCACGCCCGUGCGUAAAUAAAGAUCUUUUUCAUGAUGACGUGUUCAGCUGUGUUUUUCACCUCUUCAUCCUAAGUGCUUAGUACCCAAAAAUCGACGGCAAUGAUGAAAAACUUUCUAGGAUUUUGGGAAUUUAGCUUCUAGCUUAGAGCCUGAAUAGUUGAAAAGUGUGCCGUAAAAACUGACAAUCAGCUGGAAAAAGACCACAAAUUGGUCUGUGUCAGGAAAUAUCCAAUUUAUAUAAAGUGUUUUUAACGUUUGUUUAUCCUUUACAAAACAAGUUAAUUAUAAAAUAAGCUCAAUAGCGAAAAAUUAUGCACUUUUGUUAUUGCCGAACAAUCCGACUGAAGCAGGAAAAUUAAAUUACUCUAGCAAUAACAAUACAAAUUACACCGCAAGAAGACACACAUUUAUUACUCACAAAGACAACCUGCUGCCAGGUCUUCUCAAGAAUCCGUGAUGACCAGCCAUUGUUCGUAAAUGAAUAUAAAGUAGGAUGACAGUCGUCUUCGCUAAAAAACAAGUUGUCUGCAUUUCGCCGAGCAAAAUAUAACGGCAUCUUCUCAGCGAAUCCAAACCAUACCCCUCCUCUUAGUAUUUUAACUUUAAGUGGACUUUUACCUUAGUCUCUGCUUCGUUUUCAUUGAUCGUUAACGAAUAAAUAAGCAAGUUUUUUUUCUCAGUUUUAGAGAAAGAAUUUUCUUUCAAACGACGAUUGUGGCGUGUUUGUAACCAGCCAAAAGGAGCGUUUGUUUUUCUGUGUCGCGCGUUACGAGAAUUUUGCAGUUAAUUAAAAAGCAAAUAUUUUUGUCAGCUAUGUUAUAAAAGAAAUUGCUCAUGCUUUUAGCUGGGCGUAUAUCGAGUUAUGGAUGCACGCGGGAAGUUUGGAGAGCACUCAAGUAGCGAGAGUUGCUCUCGGCUGCGCUUCGAGCUACUCUUACGCAUCUUUCGUGCUCUCCAAACUUCCCGCCUGCAUCCAUAACUCGAUAUACGCACGCUAAGCAUGAAUAAAUUCUUAAAUUUCAGUUAUUGCACUUUGAGAAAACGCCCGCAUUGUAAUCCAUAAACAAAAUGGUUUGAACUGAGUGGUUCCUUGAUUUCCCUUUACAGGACUAACGUUCAGUGGGAGUGUAAGGUGUCGUUUCUUUUAGUUUAAGUUUACUCCAGGAUUAGUUCUCUUUUCUCGCGUUUAACUCUUAUCGCACUUGACUGCGGGUAUGCAAUCCAAGUGCCGUUUAUGAUUGGCAGGAUCAAACUAAUGUCCGCUAAGUCUUAACAGUGUUUCUCUGCCGAGCUAGACGACGGUGAAUAAGCAAUUAAUGAGGAUUUUCCUUGCAUAACUACAUGUUUUAGCGUGAGAAAUCACGCAAUGAUAAUAAUGAACUAAUAAUAUGAAUUAGAAAAGGAGGUGACUCUCAAUUACUGAUUGAUAAAUGGCGAAUGAUAAAUAACGUUGAUUGUACUCAGGUUUUUCUUGGCUGCUAGUAAAAUUAUAACAUGAACAUGUUCAUUUUCUUGGUAUAGAUCGCCCCUCAGCUUCAACAUUGACAACAAUGCCAACAAACACCACAGUGUUGCGCGGUUCUACUUUGUCACUUGACUGCAAUACAGAUGCUAAUCCUGCUGCGAAUAUGUUUUUCUUUUACUAUAAUGGCAAUCCUGUUGGAAAUAACCCCUCAGGUGUGUUAAAUCACCCUGUGCAGGACGAUGGUGUGUACAUGUGUGUUCCUAUCAACGACGUUGGUGCGGGGGACAAUGUUACUGUCAGCGUCGUUGUUGUUGGUAAGUAGAUUGCAGAUCAAAACACCGAAUAUGCAUUGAUUCAGUCAGUGUUUCACCUAUUGGGCCUUUUGGAUUUUGUUCCCUUCUAGUUAGGUAGCUUUGUUAAGUUUCUAUCAGCUUAAUCCCGUUAAUAUACUUGUUACUAAGCAACAGUUAUUAUUUUGCAGAUGCUCCGCUGGUAGAAAUCAAUAAAACAGCAGACAUUGUGAAGGAGGGGGAGAGUAUAACAUUACAUUGUAAUGCAACUGGUAAACCUGACCCCACCCUUACAUGGGCGAAAGUUGGCAGUUUAGAAGCUCUUUCUUACAAUGCAGUACUCAAUACUGGGAUUCUGAACAGAAACGAUACCAUUAAUAAUAUAAUCCAGUAUCAGUGCACAGCCAGUAAUGGAGUGGAGAGUCCUGCUAAAGCUGUGGCAAAUAUUUCUGUUCUUUGUAAGUUUUGUGUUUAAUGCUUUUUGAUGUUUGUAUAUAUCGAAGGUUUCAAAAUGGGGACCUUUUUGUGAUUUCCCUAUAAUUAAUGAAGUUAAAACAUCAAGUUUAAACUCAUCACGGCGUUGUAAUAGCAAGUUGUACAAAGGUCUUUUACCUCCUUCAAAAUGUUUACGGAUACAAUUUCAUCAAGUUUAUGACGGAACUGGUAUCUGUUAUCGAUCAAGCGUUAGUCAUGAUUACUGAUAUGAUUCUUGGAGAGGAUAUUUGUCGAUGUACCUAUUGGCAUUGAUAAUGAAAAUGUAGUAAUGACAAUAAUAAUAAUAAUGAUAAUAAUAAUAAUAAUAAUAUUAAUAAUAAUAAUAACAAUAACUGAAAAAUUCUUUGUUAAAAUCUUAUAAAAACUACACACAAAACUUCUGUAAAAUGUUCAUAAAAAUCAAACGUCAAAAUCAAUAUUACAUAAAUACAAAUUUCGGGCAAAACCCCAUCAAAAUUCAGAAUUCUAAGAUACUAAUUAAAAACUAAAUAUAUGUCCACGAUAGAAAACUAUUUACAAUAGUAAAUAAUUUAAGAGUGGGAAAAGGAAAAUCAAGCAUUACUAAGAAAAAAAGCUAUCAAAAAUCUAGGCCUAAAAUUAUGAGUGCAGAUGUAGACCAGCUACAGCGAAAGCGAAGUCUUCUGAGACCUCACGUGAUUUGAAUGGAUAUCCUCUGACGCAUCCGUGUACAGUUCUUAAUAUAGCAAAUGAGAGCUGUAUUCGAAGCCAGGAAAUAACGCUGGCGAAGGGUUCAUCGUUCUUAGUCGAAAGCUUAUUUGCGAGAGUUCUUAAAAAGUUCUGACAGUCGAGUGCCAUGCCCCCGUUUGUACCAAACAACAGUGGUGUAAAGGUUCCCAUCCCUACAUCCAUCACUCUCUGGUUGUAUUUCCUCUUCUUCGCGUUUUCUUGCUCUUUGAAGAUCGUAGCUGUGUACUUGCCAUGGUUGGACCGGGAGUUAACAUGCGUUACACGUACGUCAAAGAAUGCCGUUACGCCUGGUGUCCAAAAACCUCCUGCCUUCAUAUCCAGCUUCGCUUCUCGACUUGUAACAGUGGACUGAAGGUUGAACACUUCAUUGUCCAGUGGUUGCAGGAGUGGCUCUGUCUCCACAUUUCUGCACACUUUACUGAUGUGUGACGUCAGACGAUCUCGGAUUGUAUCAUGUCUCUGAGCUACAAAUAAUAAUAAUAAUAAUAAUACCCUCUGAUGAAAAUACCUCCUUCAAGGUUUCCGAAAAACUUUCUAAGUAUAAAGAUCUGGAAAUAGAAAUUACCAGAAUGUGGCAGAUGAAGAGUGAAAUAAUUCCAGUGGUUGUAGGUGCGUUAGGGGGGCGGGUGAACAAGAAAGGUUCAGAGGAGCUUGUCAGAGAAAUUCCAGGAAACGUCAACCUCUGGGAAAUUCAAAAGACAACAUUAGUGGGAACGGCACAUAUUCUACGGAAGGUCCUAUCCGUCAAUACUCUGCUACACAGCCAUUUUUAGUGUCGUCAGGCCACGCUCCUCCCCACAGGAGUGGAGGAGGGGAGGAGCGUUGCGUGACGACACUAAAUACGGCUGUGUAGCAGACUAGCUCGGCCCUUGGAGAAGAAAUAGGGUCUUAUGAACUGAAAACUUAUACAUGUAUUAACAAAAAUAAUUGAAGCUCCUCGAGCAGUGUCUUCGCUCAGGAGCUGGAAUAAUUGAAUGGUCGAAAGAAGAGCUCCGUCAAAUAGAUAGGAAAACACGUAAAUUGUUCACAAUUUAUUGAGCACUGGAUCCAUAGGUUGAUAUCGAAAGACUAUACCUUAGAAGAUCACUAAGGUGGAAGGGGACUGAUCGGCGCGGAAGAGUGUGUAAUGCUAGAGAUUAACAGCCCUGGGAAUUACAUCAGUAGAACUGGGGAAAUUGCACUACGUGCAGUAUAUCAAGAACAGAUUCUGAACGACAUUGGAAAAGAUAAGAAGGCACUUAAGUAAGAAAAAAAAAAGAGAUGGGGGGGUUAUUAACUGCUGCUCAGGACCGGGCACUGAGAAGUGACGAAUAGCAUUAAAUUCAGAGUUGAUAAACAAGAGCUGUCGCCUGCAUGUAGAAUGUGUAGAGAGAGAAAGGAAACGGUUGCACAUGUGGUGGCAGAAUGAUGAAGCUCGUGCAAAAACAUUACAGGAACUGUAGACACGACAAAGUUGCUUCAGUGAUAGACGCUAUAGUCCUCGAGAGAGGCAAAAUAUAGUAUGAUCAUACACCUAAGUUUGUUCUUGAGUCAGAGAACACAAAGAUCUUGUGGUACUUUAAAGUUCAAACAGAUUUGGAGAUGGAGGCAAACAAGCCUGACACUGUAGUGAUGGACAAGAAAGAAGGAAAAUGUCUCAUAAUUCGCCAACCUGUCAACACACGUGAUUUGUGGGACUCAACCAACAGUAGUAACGCUGAAACUUCGUCAUAUAAAUCAUUGGAGGUAUCCAAUUAUGUUUUACUUUAUUUAACUACGAAAUAUUUACAUCUAGUUCUGAAAAGUCGCGGACCAAGGACCUCCCGGUCAGAGCUUAACAUAAACUAUACUUACUUCGACUUAAAUUAGCUAAUUGCGAAUUAAGACGACAACAACAACAUAUAUAGUUACAAAGACAGCUUAGCCCGCAAAUAGCACAAGCUAAUCGAGGCGGGCUAAAAAGUGAAAAUUAACAAUGGUAGACUAAGAAAAGUAGUAAUGAAAACUUACGAUGAUAAUAACAUAAGGACGAUUUAUGAAUAGACGUCACGUGUGACGGACUUAAGACGAAAAGGAUGUCAUUUCAUCGCAAACGCAAUGAACAGUAUUAAUGAAGGACGAUGGCGAUGAGAAAAGAUAAGAUCAGUAUCUUUCGUGUCCUUGUUGAAUUUCAACUUACAUUUGUAUUACACAACAUCCGGGAGAUGUCAUAUCAAGAGAAGAAGCACUUUUAAAAGUAAUGCUGAGUUGCAUGUCGUCAGCGGAAAUUCUUACCACAAGACCGAGCAAUUACGUCACCCAGUGGAGAAGGAAGGAAAUUACUUUCAUUGAUGACUUCCCAGUUGGUACAGGUAGUAAUGCCAUGGAUUCUCGAGUCCUGCAAUACUGUUGCGGAAGAGAAUGAUACAUUUCCAGCACCUUUCAGGAAGUUUCUGUUUUCACCUUGGUGUUGGAAAUAUUUUUGAAUUGCUAUCGUGAUGAGGAGAUGUCCAACUAUUGUAAGAACAUUACUAGAGCGUAGUACGCAACGCAUAAUAUGUUUUAAAACUGAAAUUAUACUUGUCUUUACUUUUUAUACAGUAUGUAAAUAAUUAUGUCAUAUUAAUUUCGAUAAUUGCCUUUUUUAUUUCUUCGGGUUUUUCACCCAGAAUGCUUGUUAUACAGCAGUAUGUCAAAGAUAUGUUAGGAAAGUGUAGAAAUAGUCUAUGCUAAACAUUUUGUAUGUACUCAUAUCACGCUAAAAAAUGUCAAUGCUUCUGUGUAUCUUUAUACUUUUCUUCCUUCCUAAUAAAAGUAGAUGUCACAAGUUAUGUGUGAUACAACCAGUUCAUUUAGUAUUUAAUUCUUCACUCCCUUGAAAGUAUAUCUCUUCACAUGUUCAUAUUUUAAAAUUAUGUUCUCUGUUCUACACUUGAAAAAUUCAUCGACAUCAAUUCGCGCAAAAUUUCGAUUAUCUACAUUCAAUCUACAUACUCGAUCAGGUCCACGACUCCGAACGACUAAACAGACGUUAGUACAAAGUUCAGUUAUUAGAUCACGUGUCGAGUUUUCCUGCCACAAUGACGCAAUAAGUUUUUCGCAGUAGCAGGGCUCGAAAUUAAAAAAAAUCGUCAGGUCACCUUUUGGCGACCAACUGGAGAAAUAUAGUCGCCAGAUGCAAAUUUUUAGUCGCCAGUUUGUAUAAUGUAAAUGACGCAGCUCAUAGUCAGGGCCUCUGAUAUUUCUAGCCGUCGCAGAGCCGCGCGAGUGCUCCGCUACAAAAUCUUGCCAACAAGUCUGGGGACGUGUAAACCAACCUUUUAUACUUUUUAUACUUCACAUCUGAGGUGAAACAGUACCAUGAGGCGCUGUUUUUAUCAUACAGACCUCGACAGAAUGCAGUAUUUCACAAUUUUGCAAUACAAACUGCAAUCACUCAAUGUUCAGGACGAUCGAAGCACGCAUGGGCUUUUAGCGAAACCGUUAAAAAAAUUCCAAAAUCACCUGUACGGCUAGCCGGUUCUCACUUUUGAUAAGCGCCAAAGUCGACUGUUUAAAUUAUGAUUAGUAGAGUUAUACGCUUCAACAUAAUAGAGAAUUUAUGUUUAUUUUUUAUUUAAUGGUUUUAUAACGAUGUGUAAUCUUCAAAAGCGUUUGAUACGCGCGGCAUUUGACUACUCCUGCAUGCAAGCGAUGUUCAUGAGUGACUGAAAACAAACGUCACAGCGACUAAAAUUGCAAAAAAAACUACUAACAAUCAAUAAAAGGAAAUAAUUCGGUGAAACAUAUACAGAGACAACAAUUUUCAUUCACGAAGACAAGUAUUUAAGUGUCUCUGAAAAUCCUUGUUUGUGUUUUACAUUUUGUAAGCCGGCCUCCCGGUUUUUGCUUUUUUCAAAGAUGAACUCCAGGCAAGAAAAUCGCUCAAAGCUUUAUUUUACAGCCAGAAUUAUAACUAAAUAUUCUUUGGAACGUUUUCUUUCUAUUUGCAGUGAGAAAAUGUCUAAAGGCUUUUUAAAGUUCUAUAAGCUUAUAAUCAAACCUGAUACUUGGUUAGAUCAUUGUCUCAAAUGUUACAAACGUGCAUAAACUAAAUAGCCCAUAAACUACGCUCGACUUCAUUAAAUUAGUAUGUGUAAUCAAAUGGUGACGAGUGAAAUUAGGGAAUAAUUUCACGCGCGUUUUGUCCAAAUCCUUAUAAUUUCCCGAGCCUUUUUUUGACCUGUCAAAGUAAACAAGUUUCAAGAUGCUGCAUAAAGUUUCCGCAUGAACUCACCUGUCAAAUUUUGGCCAAAUUCUGAGUGUUUUCACUCAAACAACCAGUAACUAUGCUAUUUUACUGGAAAGAAGAAAAGAAGAGUUUAACUGCUAAAGGAUAUGUUCGGUUUUCGCUGUUUUGAAACACCAAUAUGGCUGUCGUGACAUCGUGUGAAGGCUUAAUAUCUCUUUGAUCCUUCUCUUCUCCUAGCAACUAAAUGUGCCCAAGAAUGGAUCGUUGAACAUAGGAAAGAUAAAAACAAAGCAAUGUAGGGGUAUUUAUGAUUUUUAGACAAAAAUACCAUGCCUGUUCCUUUCUUUUAGACUCUCCACAAGUUACCGAGAGAAAUAAGACCUACCUAGUUUCCCGAGGAGACUCUGCCACUCUCACCUGCCCGGUUGAUGGGAACCCUCCACCUUCAGUCCAAUGGUACAAAGGAAAUGGCAACAUUUGGCAACCGUUACAUACAGGAAAAGCAUGGGAACUUAGUCAGGCCACGUCAAGUGAUAGUGGGUUGUAUAUCUGUUCUGCGAGUAAUUCUGUUGGGACGGUUACAACCACUGUGAUACUCGAAGUUGGUGAGUAGCAUGCUCUGGUAGGGUGGUGAGGGUACUCAAGGGAAGUUUGGAUAGAGGUGUGUAAAUUGUCGGCACCACACAUGUAGAUCUCCACACUUCUUUAAAAAGGCUUCGGGUUGAAAGUGAUACCCUGUUCAAAAAGCUUAAUUGUGCAAAUAAAGCGGCACAUACCAGUUUAGACCAAAUAUAUAGGGAGUGCACUCCGGAUAACAUGAGAAGUUCAGAAAUAUCUUAACUUUCCAGGCUAGCUUACGCCUUCACUGCUAGAUUUAGGACAGCGGCAUGCGCAGGUACACUUUUUGUUAACAAUAAGUUAUACAUAAAUGCCAUUGACUUGGAUGACGAGUACUGCUGUAGGUGGUGAUGGGAAGGUCUCUACUGUCCGUACUGUGUAGUACCUUUGUGUGACAUAAGCGAAUUUCGUACUCAGACCGCUUUCCAUAAGACUGUUGAAUCUCUACCAUCGAAGACAGUAACUAGCUUUCAACUGUUUACUUGUAGAAGAAGCCACAACAACUGCAUCACCAUCUUCGUCAACAAGUAAGUGACGUAUUUGUACAUGUAAAUGUGGUCAAUGCGAGGAAAUCAUGUUUUACCUGAAGAUUAUCAGUUUGUUACCUUGGAUGCCCAGACAAAAUCUUCAUCUUAUUCCUGGAAACGACAAAGAGAGAAAUGUUCCUCUAGUAUAGGCAGUACAUAGCUUCAUCAGUAAGCUCUUCAUAAGGCUUUGACUGACGGUGUUAAAACAAUCUGUAAAAAGGCUGGGAAAUGAUUGCCUGCGCCGCUUACGAAACGUUUCCGUCUGCGAAACAGCGUCGAAAUCCUUGUUCUGGGCCCUAUCUGUGUACCAGGAUGUCACUACACGCCAUAAUCGACAUGUUAAAAAAGUUAUUGUCAAUUUGCCAAUCAAGAUGAAGGGUAACUCGUGAAGUCUGCUGGGUGCUCAGAACAAGGAAAUCGGCUCUUCUUCGCAGAUGUUACUAACCAAGGUUAAAUUACGUCUGCGACGCAGGCUAGGAAAUGAUAGGUUUUUGGUGAGAACAUAGUUAUUAGAGGAGACUGGUUAUGAAAAGCGGCAAACAUCAAUGAUAAAAACAACAGUGCUGCAGUUUAUGUUGGAAGCACCCUGCAAGUGCACAAUCCUUUGUUUUCUGUUGGCAAAUUGUUACGGAAUAAAUUAAUGCAACGUUUUUAUUGGUCAAUACAAUCAAAAUGAUAGGAAUUCUUUUGAACGUUGUGCACUUUCAGGUCCACAAAAACAUAUAACAAAGGAGCCUGACGGGUUUCAUAACCAUUCCACUCAAUUAACUAUGGUGAGAACUUCGAGACAGCCGCCUUGCGUAUUACAUUAUAAAUGAUAAUAUUUUUUUGUUAUAAAACACCGCCACCACCAACAACAAGGCUAUAGUGGAAAAACCACUCACACUCUGUUUUGCACUCCACGCCGCCCCCCUCCAAGAAGAAAUGCAUGUUAUUGUUUUCAAAUGCUUUCGGGAAUAUGGAGUCCUUGCUCCCUAGUUUAUGCAAAAUUUGUAUAGAGAAUAGCAUGAUUUGGCUUGAUUAUUUUAUUUAUUUGGCAUAAAUACCACGAGGGAUAUUUUGAAAUUGUUUUACGUAAUUUCAUGAGCCGUUAGGCGAGUGAAAUUUGAGACAAUUUGAAAUAUCGGAAGUGGUAUUUAUGCCAUAUAUCACCUACAAAUCAUGAUAUUAUUUGUUUAUACUACUACCCUUCACACGUAGGUAUUUCAAAUUAAGCUGAAAUACCACUGCUUUAAGCUACUCAAAAUGCAGAAAUUUCUCAUGUAUAACUAUAAGGGGGCAAACUGAUUAUAUUUUAAAGCAUUAAAGUAUAUACAAUGCAAACAAACAGUGACUGAGCUAGGGAUGACAUUUAUAAGAGCCUGUGCACACUACCACAAUAGCCUAUCUUUGCAAUGAAUAUGGCAAAAGCAGCUGGUGGUUGAGAAUCGGCGGUACAAACUUAGAAAGAGAAACUUUGUAACUGUUGUGUUGACUUUAUAACAAUUCCUUUGAGCUUUAUUACUGUUUGUGAUUUGUAGUCCUUUGACAUGUUUUACCGCUAUUGUAAUUUUGUAGACGUUAACUUUCCACUCCAAGUGACGUUAGUAGAUGCUGAAUAUCUUCAAGAUUACGAAAAUCUCAACAGUCAACCGUCGCAAGAGUUUAUUAGCAAAUUUGUGACUGAGGUAAUCAACAUGCUGCUUUAUUGCUCAUUAGGGGAAAGCUCUAGUCAAAGAGCUUUUCACCUUAAUUAAAAAAACGUAAUUAACUUAUUUAGCAAUAUGCCACAUAAGCUAGAAAGAUGAUUAAACAACAGAACGUAAUGCCCCUUACAAAAGUAAACUGUGCCAUCUCCUGUUUAUCUUUAAAGAUAACUGAGGAGCAGCAAACGCACGAUCUGGACAAACGUUCUUUCAAACGAAAUACCAAGUAGCAAGGUUACAGUCCACGAAGAGAAAGGGUGUGACUCGUAGUUUUGCAAUCUUAUUACUUAAAAGGAUAAUAAGAGACUGGUGGCAAUUUUGAAAUUAGUUGCCAGAGGUCCCCAACCGGGGUCCCCAACCAAUCCUAGAUAAAAAAUGGACGCAGCCCAACCAAAACUAGCUUUAAUUACAAAAUAUAUUGCAGAAUUACUCUCAACCAAAAAUGUGAGCUCAGGAUGCAAACAUUAAGUACGCAAGCAAUGACUUUAAGAAAAUAUGGGAGUGGUCUUGACUCACUUUACUCUCUACAUAACAAACAUGAUAAACUCCCUGACUCCCGAAAAGCGAAAAUCUCGUGUUUGACUGAAAUGUAGGAUCAUCAUUUACAAAUAGAAACCAUUUUGAAUGUCAGACUGGUUAAAUCAGUUUAGUAAUUUAAGGUUACCAGUAGAAUGAUGAACGAUUGCAGUUUCGUUUUUAUCGACAGUUUAUGUGUUGACGUCAAUUUUCCCUGUCGAAAGACAUCUUUCUAUAAAGCAGAGGGUAAUCUUUUAGUUUAAAGAGCAGAAUGAUAUAUAUAUGUAGGAACAGACUCCCAAGAGCAGUUGUCAGUAAGAUUCGAACUAUAUUGAAAAGUCGCUGCCACACUAUCUCACCGAAUUGGCUAAAAAUUGGCAUGUAGACUUGAUUUGGGGUCUUUAAUAAGGAAUAGGUAACUUUAGGUUCUAAUUCCUCCUAUUUCGGGAAUUAUCGACACGGCCUGUUUUGGGGUGCUUCAGACCGUCGCCAUAUUGGUUAAUUAAUAGAAGAUGUUUUUGGAGCCUUCGACUACAACCCUGUCUUCAAAGCUAAUCUUCCUUUGCCGAUACACAUUGAAAGAACUAUAAUCCCUCUUUAUUGUGUUUUUGAAACUAUGUCGAAAUUGAUAACGUUUUCGCAACGAUCGAUUAAACUUUUGGUGGGUAUACUUUUUGAGUUUUUUACACCCGUAAAAUUAACUGAAAUUCAAACGCGUAUAUCUCUCUUGCCACAUCGCAUUGAAGCCUGCCACUCUGCCUGAAUACUCAUUGUUUGUAGUUAAAUCGAGUUCGUAGGUAAAAAAAAUUGGGCAAAAACAAAAGUAAUGAAUAGAAGAGUGUUCUAGCGACUUUAUCAAUAAGCUUUACACCGAAUACUCGCCAGGUGUUGCCAAAAUUACAAUCGAUAAUAGAAAUUCUGUCACUAAUUCUCAGUGGUCUAUUUAAUAAAAUUAGCCUCUGUAAUAUAAGCGAUAGCUCUGCUGCGAAAAACAGUAGAAAAAAGCAGAUUGUAUAAGAAAAAGGAAAAUGAAUUUGUUAUAUUUAUGCUACGACACGUAAAUAAAAUGCAACCAUAAUCGAACUGGAAUUUUCCUGAUUUUACUCCAGUUCCUUUAUAGAAACCAGAGCUUUUAAAAUUAACCAUAAUAAUGAAAAUUGAAAUGUAUUAUACCUUACUUGACGACAAACAUAUCAAUUUCGACCUUGAUCGAAAAAAAAAUAUGCUUUCCCACACAUAUCGCGGGUCGAUCGUCACGUUCCUUGCAUGGGGUUACAACUCACGUGAAACCGCCUUGUUUCAAACAACUGAAUCCGUGAAAAUAAAUAAUGGAAUUAAUAUAAGUUAUCAUUAUUAGUGAGCGAGGAUGCGAUGAUAGUUCCAGCUAAAUGUACUUACAGCGUUUGAAGAACACAUGAGACAUGAGCCCUUGAAAUAAACAUCAUUACUUCCGGUUUUGCAAAUUGGGCGUCUGCAAAGUAAUAAAUAGACUCAUUCUCUCUUGAACACCAAUAACAACGGUUCCGUACCAAAUUAUUUAGUUAUUUUGUUUCAAUCACGAAUGUCGCUUUAAGGACAUUCUUGGUCUUUCCAUAAAGUGUUUUGUAAUGAACAGGAAAAUUGGUUUGGAAGAGGUUGAGAAGAAUGAGGUAUGAGCACAGGAGAUAAGAAAACUCCAGUCACCCCACCAAGGGGCUGUUAAACUGUGCGCAAAUGCCUCUCCCGAGGGACAAUUCCAGAUUUUAGUUUUCUUGAAAAAGCUUAAAAUCGCUAGUCCAUGCAUGGAUACCUCAAGAGAGUCCUAAUUCUAAAUAAAGGAUAAUGUGCCUGUUAGUAAGACGUCCAACAAGCUGUGCCCAUCGUAGAUAACCUUGUCUGGACUUGUACUUGUCUGAAAUUGUACUUGAUCAGAAACCUUCAAGUUUAUCCUCCGCCGCGACAACUUCAUGAUCUAUUUUUACUAAUGGGUGGUUCAGUCUGGAGCUAUCCUAUGGCUUUUCCUUUCGGGUCUUCAGGAGUGUCCCUAUCAGGAGCGUAACCAGGAUUUUCCAAUUCUCAAAACUUACCCUAACUUCUUACCCAGUUCUCUCGUAACGUUUCCCCAUUACAUUUGCUAAUUCUGUUAACUAGGUGAUGUCAUGCGUGGAUGAAAUGGCACUUGCAAUCGGUGAGGAAAUUAGAUUAGACGCUUUGCCCUCAGGGACCUCUCACGUUUUGUUGACACUUUCUACCUUAGAAGGGAAAAGUGAAACUUUGCCUUUCCCACUAUGUGUAAAUAAUUUCGUUCGGCUGUUCAAACUACUUUUAGAACACAACAAAUUACCCAACUAGCGUUUAAUUUUUAAUGAAGGUAUAAGGGUAGGAAUCCAAGUUGUUUUCAAAUGUUCUUCAAAAUGUACGCCAUGCAAAUGGCGUGUUUCACUGAUUGUGAAGCAAUGUCUGGUGAGUACGGGGGGGUACUUUCCAUCGUGAAAAAUUGAAAUUGAAAAGAAAAAUUUUGCAUAGUAGGAGUACACAUUAUUAGUAAUUUUAUCGAGUUGUGAAAAAUCACAAAUUUGUGUCUUCUUGAAUCUGUUAUACUCUCAUCCAGUUUGAGUGUUUUCGGUCUUUCCGAUAUGCUCGUCGGAGAUUGGAAGUUACCGUAAAUGAUCGAUUAAGCGCCGCGGUGCCUAUUUAAUUUUCCAUGUUAAAGGUGCGGCGCUUAUUAGGGAGGGGCGCUUAUUUCAACUACGGGUAAAAUACUAAGGGGAAUAUACAGAUAACUCAGAGUUCGGGAACAAAAAGGAAAAAUAUGCACACCUCGAACUGUUAUAUGAACCUGAUUUCGAAAGUUCCCGUACAUCAAAACUUUAGAACUCACGAUUGGGUUGUGGUCUUGUUUGUCAAGCGAUAUGGUUUUUGUUACGCUGGUAAUCUUUUAGAGGACGGGUAGCUUGCAAACUAAACUGAACGCAGGGUUGUCGGAACAGCAACAAGAAGUUUUAUUUGAAAAAUGAACGUAGUUUCCACGAAGUAAAACUCUACAACAGCACCUAACACGUUAAAGUUACACGGCCUCCGCCAACUUCAAUUAACCUGAUGAACUUACACGUCCUCCGCCAACUUCAAUAAACACUGCCUUCGUCACACUUGACUAAACACGACCAACGUCAAACUCUCUUCGCUUGUGAAAAAUAGUUAAAACUUAACUCGGACUCGCCUACUCAUAUACUUUUACAAUAAGUUUUUAGACCUUUCCAAAUAGUCUAAUUAUAGAAAGGUUACGAAAUAUACUCUAGAAACGCUUACCCAAGAUCCUAAAAUAAACAAACUACGAACUCUCGUAAAGCUUUCAGAAUGUCACGUUUAAAAGUCACGCAAUAUAAUUUUUCGUAACAUUUUAUAUCAAGUGUAAAGCCGCAGUGCACGGUUUGUUUUUUUAGCCUUUUGAUAAAAAUUGACAAAGUUUGCGUUAUCUUUGCCUAAGAAAAUAUGUAAAAAGUCCAGUAGCUCUAUACAGCGAAAUAUACUACAGAGAAAAUCCUAACUGUGCACACGAGCGGCUCCCGAUUGGUCUGGCAAAUCGAAGAGCGAACUUAAUGAGCUACACUGUGAGUAACAAAUUUUUUUAGCGCAUAUUUUAAGCUUUUCGCAAGAUAAGAAGCAAAAGAUCACCUUUUUACAUUACAAGUGAGGGUUUUUUAAGCGAUAGAUAGGCUUUAAGAGUCACUAUCGAUUUCUUAGAAUUUUCUUUUCAAAUAUUAACCGAAUUUUGUUUGGAAGCUUUAGCGCAUUCAUGCAAUUAUAAGUCUGCUCAAUUACAUUUGCCCAAUUAUUUUAUUCAACAAUCUAACUUAGCUAUAAACAAACUAUGUUUAGUUAAAAAAAAAUGGCUUACUCUAAAUCAAUGUGGCAUGGGUGAUAUUGACUUUCCAAUUUCUACCAAAUUUGUGUACCUUUUAAUUACCGAAAAAGGCUUAACCAUUUUCAGAUAAUAGUAGGUAAAUGAAAGGAGGAAGGAUAGUUGAAACUGUAUGAGUCACGAUUGAGCUAUUUUAAUGAUAAGGGUACAAUUAAUCAUUGUAAACCUCUUUCAGUUCACCAACAUGUCGGCCCCUCGAUGCGUCGUCAAAACUGUCAUUCCUGUAUCUUUGAAACGAAAGAGAAUUUGAACCUUAGAAUAUGCAUUCAGUAUUCAGGACACCAUUCUAAGACUACAUGCCAAAAAUCAGCCAAGUCGAUGAGGUACCGCGUGAGGCCGAAGUUCGAAUUUUGCAGAAAAUCACUCCUAAGUCGUGAGAAAUUAAAAGGUUUGAUGUUUCGAGUCUCGCUCCUCUUAAGGUGACUAAACACGGUUUGGUAGGUUGUAGGUAGUAACCAUUCAAUGGAAUGUUAUUCAAGACAAAAUGAAAGCAUAAAGCUCACAGUUGACAUGAUUUCAAUCGUUGCCAUGGCAACGAGGGUGAUUGAUGAGAAAUUUAAUUGUGUCACAAAACUCUUUUGAUCAAAUUUAUUUGGGCCUUGUGUUGACUGAACUGCGAUAUGAACAUAAUUUUAUUUUUCGAGAUAUUUUCGUAUGUUUACAUUACCUAUAGGGUGGUCUCACUAGCGACGGAGCCGGAGCUUGAAACUGGCUCGUAAGCGGAGUCGUAAAAGCGCUUAUGACCUUGUGAAAGUCAUAAAUCAGAGUCGUAAGCAGAGUCAUAAAAGCGCGACAGAAUCGUUUCCAUUUUCUUCCGACUCCGCUUACGACUCCGUUGCUUACGAUCUAGUGAGAACCAGAUUGUGGUGGUUGGAAAGAGAAGCGGAAGGAUAAUAUAAACCAAUCACAAUGCUCCUUUCCACGACCACUUUUUAAUUGGUUUAGUUCUUCUGCUUCUGCUUGCGAAUCUGACAGUCUAGUUUCCACGGGAUCGUAAACGAUGGAGUCGUAAGCGGAACCAGAACGCUAGAUCGUCAAGUCUUGCUUCUGAUUACGACUCCGACUCCGUAUCUCCUCAUGAUAAAUGAAGAUGUUAACUUGCAAAAAAAAAAAGGAAUAACGCAAUUCUGGAGAAACUGUUUUUGUCCACCUUAGAACACCUUAAGUUCAUCCCGAUGCAUUUAUUUUAAGAGUAUGCUGCGUGGAUAGGUAAAAAUGCACUACGUAGUGUUAAUUAGCUCCCAUGACGACAUUUUUAAGUAUAUACGAUCACCCAGCAUUAGGGUUAAACUAAAACCAAAAACAUCCAAAUAGAGCACAGAAUAAGUUGCAGGGUAUUUUUUUACUCGUUAUCUACUAGUGCUCAAGAGUUUAAAGUGAGCACUUCAAUUGCAGUGUAGGGAAUAAAUUUGUGAGUUAAAAAAAACUGGUGCGUGACUAUUCUGCUACAACGAAACUUCAUACAUCCAAAUCAGAAGGGAAAACUUGGUUGACUGUAGUGUACCAUGACAAAAGCGGGUAAAGUCGUGCUUUUUUAAAAUUAAAUUAUUUUCAGGAAAUACAUAUUUUGCUCAUUUAAACGAUUUUAUCUGGCUGGCAAAUUCAAAUUAUAAAAUCUGAUUUUGUCAUUACACACUAGAGGUUUUGACCAACAUUUAUUUAAAAAAUCAAAGAGUGCUUUUUUCCUUCUUCUUAUAUCUGCAAACUUAAACACAAAAUUUGGCAGUACUGUGACGUUGCCAAAAAGCGCGAUCUAGCAAUAAUAAUAAUAAUAAUAAUAACAAUAAUAAUAAUAAUAAUAAUAAUAAUAAAACAACCCUCCAACUUACAUCAUUCCUUAAUGUCUGCAGAAAGUUAUCUAAGUCCUUUCCAAGACGUGAACUUUAUUAGGAGGUUUGAAACUGUUCAUGAAUUGGUGUCCCCCGUGGCCUUUAAGGGAACUGGCAUUUCCAAAAUAAUGUGCACGAGAAACAAGGACUAAAAAUCAAAUAUUUCUCCGAAUUUUUUAAAGAUUUUCUAGAAACUGAAGGUGUUUUGGUGUGAGCUUUAACUGUUUUGUUUUGUUACUUCUAUUUUAUUUUAUUUUUAGUUUUCUAUGAAUUACCAGCUACGAAGGGCCUUUAUCACUAAAAUAUUCAAAUUGUAUUUACUGUAUAGUUUAAAAGGCCGUAUUAUACUUUACUGAAUGCAUGUUACCAGACAGAAGUAAGGUUACGCUGUUUCUGCGUGUUUUGUUUUAUCAUUUUUAGAUGGACAAGCUGUAUGAUGAUGAUGCAAAAUACGACGGGACAGAAGUGACCAAACUAAGGUUUGUAAAACACUGGCUUGAACCCUGGUCCUUUUAAUCCACUCACUCGUGAUCUCCUCAUUUCUUAUCUUUUUUUCCAUAUUUUUCACAGUAAAGGCAGUGUGAUAGUCUCUUUCGAGGUGCUCUUUAAAACUCCUGUCACCGCAAAUGAAGGGCUUGCUAAACUGAGAGACGCCGUAAAUAAUAAUAAAAGACUUGGUAACUUCACAGUUGAAGCUUUAAAAAUAAUCCAGCCGGUUAAUGCUACGACAGCCGCAUCAACUGAGGGAUCAACAGGUACCGUAUUUUAACUCGAGCCAGAAGGGUGAUCUCAGUUAAAAAUGACAUGCAUAUUAGAGAGCUUUUGCAAUCACGACAUCGAUGGCAACAAGAACGUCAAGAAAGCAAUAGGUUUAACAAUAAUAAUAAAAAACACAUCUACCGCAGGCGAAUAAAAAAAAUUAUUCAAUUCUUUUCUAAACCCAAUGGCUACGUGAAAUUUCCUGAUGCCAUUUUUUAUUGAGUACGUAGUGAAAACGGAAAGGAAAUUUUUCUGUCUCAUUCAGAACUUGGAUGCUGAAUUCAAUUUCAGGAACGUCCCUUCUCAAUUUUAAUAAGAUGCUUAAGCUGGUAUAAACGGGAUUUACUUUAAAAGAAAGCAUGUACACCUUAUCAAUGUCGUUUUAAUUGUCGUCACAGUUGUCGUUGUACCAUGUCCCUGGUAGUGUUAAGAUAAUGAACGUUUCUCUCGAGCUCUCAUUAGAAUAGAUUGUUCCGCGUAGAAAGAAAUUGACGAGGUCUGGGAGAGAGAACAGAUGAUAUCAUAACUGCCAAUUUUUCCACUUACUGGUCGAUCAAAUUCUAGAAAAUAAAGCAUUGAAUAAAAAAAGACAAGAAAUCAACGUCGGUGACCAGGUCUUGCGAGAUAAAUCCCGACAUAGAUCCUUGAAAACAUGUAUUCUCUGAGAUGCAUGGGGCCUGUGACGUUAGCGCCUUGAAAUGCGAGGACUGUAAACUUUUUCAAAAGGCGUUUUUAAUUGUUUUAAAAGACAGAAGAUGUAUAAUUGAAUGCUGUUGAUACUUAAAACUGCAGAGACAAUGACCUUCCGCGCCAAUAUACACUAGUUGGUUUAGUUUUAACUUUUCAUUCAUGGUUCUAUUCACAGAUAUUGAACGCUGCCAGUGUAAUGAGGUCAUCUGGAAAGCAGUUACUGGAGUCCUCAUUUUCGUUAAUAUCCUUCUUGUAGUCGUGAUAGUUUGGCAGCAAAAGAGAGGUAACAGAGAACUUCUCCUUUUCACUCCCACCUUGUUUUGACGAUUGUGGAACUUACUAAGCUGUACGUUUUCUAUUAAUGUAACAUCAACAGACCAUUUUAUGUGCCACAAAAUGUAGAGGACACAGAAUGAUCUCAAAAAUAAGUUUAUUAAGGGGAAAGACUGAUCAGAAUGGUACAGGUGUAAAUAGCAAAAGACCCAAGUAAUCACAUGAUGUACAUGCCUUUUCUAGAUAUAACAUCUAAGGCACACAAAACAAUGAGUAAGACAAUAAAUAGACCAAAUAAAUAAAUGCAGUGAAUAGAAUAUUAAAACGUUUUUGUCUUCUUUCAUAGGAUCGAGAGGACAGAAAAGGUAUGAAUGUUGGUUUUACAUGUAAAGUUUAAGCAGGUGCAGUUGUUUUCGUGUCUUAGGCCCCGUUCCUGAAAGGUAGAUUAGAACGACUAAUCCAAGAUAAAAAUUUUGUUCAACUUUUUGUAUUUACCUUCGUAUUCAUUGCGUAGAGUAACAUUUUUUUGUGUUAUCAUUGCUACUUCUCAGAGUAAAGGCACAGCAGUAAUUUGUUAGCUUUUAAGUUACAUGUUCUUUGAAAAAUAAAAAACAGUGCCUAAAAUUUGGCUUAAUCUUUGAAAAAACUUUCGAGCAACCGGCCCUUGCAGUCAUUUAAGCGUCUAAGAUAAAUGUGCUGGAGCAACAAUAUGGUUUAGUGUUUUAGUUUUUAGCCAAAAUUCCUCAGCAUAGCUAGCUAGGCGGACAUUACCAUAAUUACAUUAAUUAUUCACUAGCAAAAGUUGUGACCUAAUUCAGAGGUCGCGAGUCCCGUUCUUUCGGACAGCAAUGAACAAGAAACUAGAACUAAAAGAAAGUUCAUCUUCAUGUCAGUGUCAUAUACACUUAAAAAGUAAGGGCGGUUACAUAGAAAAUGACCUAUGAAUUGUGUGAGCCAUAUUAUUCAUUUUGAAUUCAUUACCCUUGAAUUAGAAGAUCGAUUAAAUAAUACAUCUGAACUGUAAAGAAAGUGAGUAAACGUUUGUCUGUUUUAUGUUAGUUUUCGUUCUUCUUUUCGUAUUUUCAGACCAUAUACGUUGCCACGCGACGAUACAGAGGCUUAUGACGUAAGUAACUUAUUUUUUCAUCUGUUUUGUCAUCCAGUCAAAUAAUUAUUAUAAAAGGAAAUUUAGGUUCGAGUUAUAUUACGUUUGGUGUAUUGUAUUGCCAUUGGGAAUUGUUGUAAAUAAUAGUAACAAGUUACCUAGCGUCAAAAACAUGUCAGAAAAUAAUUGACAGGCAUGCAAUAUUCUUCAUUUUGUCCUUGGCUUCGAGUUAUAGUAGAACAAUGAUUGAUGAUGCUGUUUUACUACUUUCAGAAUGAGAUAGCAAGGGAUGAGGUCCAACCAUCUCAUUCUCGUCAAAGCAAGACUGAAUACAUGGACCUAAAAGAGGUAACUGCAUUUGAAAGUCAGCGCAAAGAGGAAGCGACACUCGGUAUACCACAGGUGGAACGUUCAUUCCUAGGAACUGAUUACGCGCCUCUUCAUCCGUCAACACGCUCUUGGGAAAUUUCACGAAAUAGUGUCACCAUAGAAAAGGUUAUCGGUAAAGGUGCCUUUGGUCAGGUUGCCAAAGGAACCGCGAUAGAUGUUCGGGGGAGGCCAGGGAACACUCCAGUUGCUGUUAAAAUGCUUAAAGGUAAUCCACACCCUUCUUUUGGAGCUGAAAAAGAUUAAUGCUAAUAUUAAAUGUGUUUUUAUUGACGAUUCAUGAGUAGUUAAACAUUCUAACAUUUUAAAAUAAGUCAUUAAUCAUUAGUGAGAGACAAUAAGUGACAAAGAAAAAUUAUAAAAGUUGGAACAUUAUUCAGAAAACUUAUGAAUAUGAAGCGGUGGUCAUCUCAAUGAAUAACAACGCUUGUAUCACUUAUAUUUUUUCGUUUAUUUUUAGCUUCUGCUCCUGAGUCCGACAGAAGCGAUCUGUUAUCUGAACUCGAAUUAAUGAAGACGCUGAAACCUCAUCCACACGUCAUACGACUACUGGGAUGUGUUACUGAAACUGGUAAAACAUAUGAUUAAUGAUGAACGUACAUUAACGUACAUCUCAAGACAUCUCAAGUUAACAGUUAAUGUAAAACUAUUUCAACAAAAAGUCUCAGUUUCUAAAUUAUUGCUGGUAUUACUAAAAACCCCGUAUAGUGUAAAAGUUACUUGACUUAUUUUCUAGAGCCCUUAUUGGUUUUGAUCGAGUAUGUCCCGUAUGGAGAUCUCUUGGGUUACCUGAGAAAGAGCCGAGGACUCAAUGACACUUAUUUCAAAGACCCGGAUAUCAAGCCUCGAACAAAUCUGACGUCAGAGCAACUGAUGAAGUUUGCCUGGCAAAUUGCUGAUGGAAUGAGUUACUUGUCAUCAAGAUCUGUAAGUCAAAGAAUCUGAGUGCGAUUAGAUUAUAUAUAGAUUUAGCCACGGCUAAAAGCGAAGCUCCCGUUAAUAAAUUCAUAAUUUAAAUCAAACAAUAAACUUGUAAUCCACAGAUCAUGGCACAUUCAUGUGAAUUUUGAGGCAAAGGCUAAGAGAAACAAAUUUAAUUUUACAGCGAGUUAAUAGUCUUAUUCGUACAUCCAAAAAAAGCAAUCAUGUUCGAUCACAGUAGAUUAGACCUGGAAAACAAAUAGACCUAUUCGUGUAUUAUAUUUGCAUUAGCUGUUGCAUCAUAAUAGGGCCAUUUAUACGAGGAAAAAUAAGACGCGCCUUACAUAAGACGCGUCUUAAAUAAGACGCGAACUUUCCGUAUAGACGGCACAUUUCGUCUAAAAUAAGACGCGGCUUAGCUAAGACGCGUCUUAUUAGAUAAGACAUGCUCGUAUAAAUGGUACAGUUCGCGUCUUAUGUAAGACGCGUCUUAUUUUUCUUCGUAUAAAUGGCCCUAAUAUGGCAUUCACUGCUCUCCAACACUAUGGAUAAUUGGACAACCCCGAAAUAUAAUUUUAAGAAACACACGCGCAACGAUAGUGCUUGGUGGCAGCCAAUUUACACGUUGCAUUCCUCUGUCUAAAAGAGAGGCCAAAAUAAAAAAACCGGCCGGAUUUUUUGUGUUCGACAAGUUAAGUUUACUAGUAAAUCUUGGCGACGAAUCUGGUGGCGUGUAAACCAGCCUUUUAAACAUAGUUUUUCCUCAUCGCGUCUCAGGUAAACAGUACUAUGAGGCCGUUUUUUUAUCAUACAGACCUCGGACAGAAUUUUUUCUUUUUUGCCCUAUGAAACCUAUAAUUCUGCAGUUUUUCACAAUUUUGCAAGAGAAUUUGCACUCAUUCAAUAUCCACGACGAUCAAAGCACGCGCUUCCUUUGCACAACAAAUUAUAGCAUUGAAUUAUAAAACAUUUUCAUGAAUAGAAUUCUAUAAUGCCGAGACCUUUCAGUUAGAAAACCCUGGUCCUAUGUGAUAUGCAGGGUAAUAAUUAUGGGCUUUUAAUGAAAACGAUAAAAAAAUUCCCAAAAUCACUUUUCGGUCAGCCGGACGGGUUCUCACUUUUCACAGGCACCAAACUUGCAGUGCGAUUAAUAGAGUUACCAUUUACGCUUCAAUAUGAUAGAGAAAUUGUUAUGUUUAGGUUUUAUUUCCCUUUAUUUAUUAAACUGUGUAUGGUUUCGUUAUGUGUAAUCUUUAAAAGCGAGUGAUAUUUACGCGCGGCGUUUUGAGUAUUACUGCAUGCGAUGUUUAUGUUCGACUGGAAACAACCGGUGCAGCGAUAAGAAUUGCGAGAGGGACUACUAACAAUCAAUAAAAUAAAUAUAAUUCGGUGAAACAUGUACCAGUGACAAUAAUUUUCAUUCACGAAGAGAAGUAUUGAGAGUAAAGUGUUUCUGAAAAUCAUGAGUCAGGUAGCAUAAGCUUAUUUAUGUUUUAAGCCGGCUUCCCGGUGUUUUCUCUUUUUCAAGAUGAACUCGAGGCAAGAAAAUCGCUCAGAGCCUUCUGUUUACAGCCAAAAUCAUAACUAAAUAAUCUUCGGAACCUUUUCUUUGAAUUUGCGGUCAAAAACUGUCUAAAGGAUUUUUAAACUGAUACUAUUGUAGGUUAUAUCAUUGCUCGUGCAGCUCGUGUAUAAACUUAAGCCGCAUAAACUAUAUGCUCGGCUUCAGGAAACCGAAAAAAAAAAAACACAUCAAAGACAAUAAUUGCUCAGGCUUACCAGUCGAGAUGCUGCUUCUGAAGGUCAUCAAGUGUUCCAGAAUCGCUUGAGACUUUUCAACCCUCUUACAAGGGCAAGUGAGUAAGCUCAUUUUUGAAAACGAUGCCAUCCGAAAUCGGAUUUCCAAUGACUUUGACAAGCGGUGCAUUUGUCAACAAAAUGCACAAUAAACAAACCCGCCAUGAAUUACAGAACAAUCUUGAUAGCAGCUGUAUUUCAUUUUGUACACCAAGUAAAAAAAGACAGUUAAAAACAUCACAAGAUGACACAAAACUCUGUCAGCUCCAGCUCCAGUUUCCAGACGCUACAACCGACGCUGAAUAAAUUUUCCGCAUGAACUCACCUGUCAAAUUUUGACCAAUCAGAACAUAGAAAUUGGACGUAGAGCGUGAUCAACGCGUGACAGUGAGAAAAGUCAAAAGCGGUUGCUUUCCCUGCAUGUUAAUGUAAAAGCCGGUUGAAUUUUCGCGUCCGAGGUCAGUUCGAAAUCAAUAUUUUAAAAAUGCGGCUAAUGAACACGACUUAUUUCAUAUGCAUUUUAAAAAAAUUGAACUUGAGCCUGCGAUCAUUUGAAAAGUAGUAACUUGUCACCGGAUGCCUUCAAUAAAACACUCGAACUCAGUGGGUCGAUACCUGAGCCCGUGAUACGGUCAGGCGAUACUGGUCAGCAGAAACACUAUUUUGACAACUGUCAAUUAAUCAAAACAUGGAUGUACAAAAUCAGGUUGCAGGCUCCCAAACUACCUAGAAAGUGUGAGAUUAAACAUUGGUAAACCUGUGGUGCCUGUGGAUGGAUAGAUUUCCUAAGCUAUGGGGCUUCGAGUUGAGCCCGUGAUCAAAUGAAAUAUCGGCGCAAAACUUUAAACACUUAAUUAACCUCAGUGGAUAAGAAAUGAGCCCGCGAUACACUCAGGUGAUGAUGGUCAGCGUGUACUCUAGUUUGACAGCUGUCAAUUGACCUUCAUUAGAAUGGCGAAUAUUGGAAUUAACAGACUACGAGUGUGAGUAAGACAUAUCCGUCCGGUAUGUAGUGGAAAAUGCUAGAUCGUGUACCUGAGCGAACCUGAGCCCACGUUAUUAUUAUUACGUUAUCACGUCCUUUGAUAGUGGUCUUCACAUGUCCCAUUUUGACAGCUGUCAAUUGACCUUAAUUUGGCUUGCCAAUUUAACUUUGAACGACUGUCAGCCAGCUGAAAGCCUUGCCCGCCGUAGUUUCGUUUUUGCGUUGAAUUGGUAAGUGUGACAUAUUAUAUCAGCUUAUAUGUAGGGGCAAAACGACUGGUCUUUCAUCUGAGCCCGCGAGAUGGUCAUGUGAUAAUUGUCAGCGGAUGUCUGAUUUUGACAGCUGUCAAUCUAAUCGUACUCAUACGGAUGGUUUACAUAACUAAGAGGCUAGUCAAGUUGUGCAAGAUCUAUUGGGACAUUUGACAUCGGCUUACAUGAAGGGUGUGUACGGGAGGGCGUACGCUACGUCAUAACCAAAUUUUCUCGGAUGGAUAGUUUACCAAAUUUUCUUACCCAUGGUGCGCCGCUGCUCGCGCGCUUCGCUCGCGCGAGAGCUCCGCUAUGAAUUGUGAAAGACUAGGAAAUACUAUGAAAAACGUCAUCGACAUGGAAUUAUUAAGAUUCCUGUACAAGAUAAGAAAAAAGCCAUGCCAACUAUACUAAUUGAAACAUAUGCACGUGUAUUGAUUAAUAAAUGAAUUAAUUAAUUACUGAGGAAUUAAUAUGCCAGUGGUCCAGAAGAUGGGUCGAAAUGGGUGAAUUUAGCCCUGAAUUCAAUUAGAUCCAUUUUAAUGAUUGGUUAACUAUUUCUUACAGAUCAUUCACCGAGAUCUUGCAGCUCGUAACGUGUUGGUUGGGGAAAGAGAAACGUGUAAAAUAACUGACUUUGGAAUGGCCAGGAAUGUCCAACAGGAGAACAUUUAUGAAAGAAAGACAAGGGUAUCUGAGUUAGGAAGUAAUAAGAAUUAAUCAUAAGAUAAAGGGAAUCUAAAAUCAAGGAUUUACAUUCUAUUAUACAUCUUCAAUGUCUCACAUUAAGGCAGCCACGCGGAUUUCGGGCAUUUCGAACUACCGUACCCUUGCAUUCUAAAACCUACUUGUUUUGCCUAAUAAUCACUACUGUAACCAUUCUUUUUCACACUUCCUACGAAAGUAGGUUGCCUUCUAGAUAAGGCUCCUCGAACUUUUAAAUCUUAAUCUAAAAAACAAUUUUAAAGAUGUCUUUUUUAAUCGUUCUGCGUCUCAUCGUUUACCACCAGGGACGUCUGCCAGUCAAGUGGACUGCAUAUGAAGCGUUGAUGUUUAACACUUAUACCACCAAAAGUGACGUGUGAGUAAAUAUAAUAAAAAUUGUGUGGAAAUACAGUUUACGAUGUUGAAUAUUAUUUAGUAGUUGUUGCUUUGCUUAUUUUACAAAUCAACGCUUCCGCUUUAUUUGCAGUUGGAGCUAUGGCGUUGUUCUUUAUGAGAUUUUCACUGUAGGUAAGUUGUUGUUUUUUUCUUAAUUAACGAUAAUGGCCUUCGUCGUGCAAGUUUCUUUUGCAAUAGGUUCUGAAGACGUAGUUUGUUUGAAUUCCUGUACUUUCAGGUGGUUCUCCAUAUCCGCGAAUGGAUGGCAAGAAAAUUGCUAGUCUACUUCAACAAGAAUACAGGAUGCCAAAGCCACAGCACGUGGAUGACAAAUUGUAAUAGUAUCUAUUUUACUUAAUCACAGUUUGAAAUUGUAUCCUAUUUGUAGUUGUAUUUGUUUUUUUUUUCGUACAAACAGUAGUAAGAAUAGAUAUUACCAGAGGUGAUGAUCAGUUAUGAGAUUAAAAGAAUCUUUGACCUCUUAAGACGGAAAAUUUGGGAGAAAAGACAAGUCGAGAUGAGACGAUUUUAUUUUCUGUUCUCAGGUAUCAAAUCAUGAUUAACUGUUGGCAAAAUGAGCCAGAAGCGAGACCAUCAUUCACCGCUUUGACCAAACAGUUGAGGGACAUGGAAAACCAGCAUAAGGUGGGUUUGUUGGUACCUUGUGACAUUAAAAGUAUUUCAGCGACAUCAGCAAUGACAACAAUCUUUCGGCUAUAA
Molecule: messenger RNA, 57783 nt
Organism: Porites lobata
Lineage: Eukaryota; Metazoa; Cnidaria; Anthozoa; Scleractinia; Poritidae
Source: the annotation of a GenBank genome assembly